Molecule: messenger RNA, 64971 nt
Organism: Xyrichtys novacula (pearly razorfish)
Lineage: Eukaryota; Metazoa; Chordata; Actinopteri; Labriformes; Labridae
Source: the annotation of a GenBank genome assembly
AUGUUUGACGAACUGUUUCAUCCAUCAAACCUCAAAACUGGAGGAGGAGACUCAACUGAAAAAAGCUGGAGGUACAAACUGUGCAAAAACAUGCACAACAAAACAUCACGCCACAAACACAAAGACACCGUCAAUGUCCACAACAACUCGCAACAGCCUACAAGACAAAAACAAAACAACAAAACUAGAACAAUACAAAAAACACACACAUAUGAGUGGACCUUAUUCAUUUUCAUGGUGUAGUUACAGUUCUGAAGUAAUCAGAUAUUCAAAUAUUAACAUACAUUUGACAUAAUUGAAUUAAUUUACAGAAACAAAACCCAAUACUUAAGCCGACUUCAGAUAUUUCAAGUAAGUCAGACAAACACUGAUUGAUUCUACAAAGUAGUUUCAUCUAAAUAAGGAGCUGUUUGAUAAAUGUUCUUUGACUGGCCAUGCAGAUUCAUCAAAGGGUUCAAAUGAGAGGGGUAAAAUACUUGUAAAUACUGCCAUCUAGUGUUCAUAUGGUAGGUACUGCAAACAGUUUGAAAACAUACAAAGUGCGGUAAAGGAACUCUUAUAUUACUCUGAUAAUACAAACAUUAAAUACUGAUUUCAGAUGUAGAUCAGAAGCUUCUGGAGUUGUACAAAGGCACAUGUGGAUUUAUCCUCACACAUAUUGAAUAAUAUCAUUUUUUAAAUUUUCAAUACGUUGAAGUUUGAUUCUGGUCGGUCGAAAUCUUAUUACAACAGCGGUUAACUUAUAGAAGCUUAUGAAACCAUCUGAUUACAACUGUCAUAUCAAAUCAAUCUGCAGAAAUGAGAUCUGGUACAUUUUUAGGAAGCUUUUUACCCAAAUUUAACUUUUUGGACAAAAAGGGGAAACACUUUACAAUAACCAUAACUUACAAAUGAUAAAUUAGACCAUUUAUAAAUGGUAAACAGAUAGUUUAUUAAUGUUUAAUAAUCAUUAAUUAACAGCAUACAGACCAUUAAUAAAAAACCUAACCCUAACUUUACAAUAACCAUAUAAGUAAUGUUUAUAGGUGGUUUAAAAACCAAAUAUUAAUCAUUUACUGACACAUUGUUUAAUCUAGAUGUUUUACAACCAAUAUUUAAACCCUAUAUAAACCUUUAAUAAAUAGUCCAUUAAUAAUUAAUGAAAAUUAUCAAACAAAGUAAAGUAACGAUUAACUUAUAUUAAUAAACUUUCUAUUUACCAUUUAUAAUUGGUCUAUAUGCUGUUUUUAAAUGAUGAUUUAACAUGAAUAAACUUUCUAUUUACCAUUUAUAAGUAAUGGUAAUUGUAAAGUGUACUAUAGCCUAAAUAAAGGAACAGUAAUUAAACGAAUACAGAUAUUUUAAUUAUACAGUAAGUGAUGGAUUCACCACACUGUGUUUCAACAAGUGCAUCCAUAUCUUCUCAGUUGUAGAGGGCCAGCUGCGACCAACAGGGGGCGCAUUGAGACAAGGGGAAACAGGGGGAGAUUGGAGGAGUAAUACUCAUAAUAUAAGCGCAGGAAAAUUUACAGUGAGCAGUACAAUUAUUAGACGAAUAAUACAGCCUACUUCACACACAAAUAAACUGAAAAUACGCUACAGAUGGUAAAAAGAGAGAAAAAUGGACAAAUUGAGUAAUUCUUUUAAAGCAGAUUUAUUUUUACAAAUUAAAAAAUAUAUGAUUAAAAUAAAGCAGGGGCGUCAUAAUGAUUGAAAUAGCGAUUAAAAGUCCCUUUUAAUAUCCCAGUAUGUCAGAAAGAAUGAGCUAAAAUGACUGUUUUGUUUUAUGUCUUUUUCAACGCAAAGUCUCUUGUUCGGUUUUCUUUAAGACGACAAAAACAGUAAAAAACACAUCUCUGUUCUCAGGAGGAGAAACUCAGAUCGUGCAUCCUGCUCCGUGUGCUUGCUGUGUGCAUGCACAAUCCACACGCGUGCACGUACGUACGGAUGCGUGUACGCGCAGGCGGAGGAUCGCCGAGCCGAGCCGUACCGUGCAGCAGGCACAAGCCGCCGGGCGCGCAGGAGAAGCCGCAAAAAAUUACAGCAGCCGCUACUUGAACCUGCGAGGAGCGCAGAGGGAGCGUGAGAACUUCAGUGUGCACGGUAAGAGCCGAGCCCGCACCUUUUCCUCAUCUUUUCCUCCCCUAAAAGAAACGCUUUGGAGGCUUUUUUGAGAGUUGAAUUUCAAUUUUUUUUCCAUCCUUUUGUCUUUUUCCAUCUCUCCAUUUUGGGGAGCCGGGGCGCACGCUGCCCGACGAGGAGUCUGAGACAAAAGAUCAGAUAGAUUUGAGGGGAACAAAAGAAAAUAGAGCAAAAACUAUUUAAAAAAGGAGAAUUUAGAAAUUAGAGGGAUAAAAUUCUUCUUUGCUGCCUUUUCCAAGCGAAAAAUUGUGCACGAGCUUAGGAAAGGGGUGUGUACAGUCUGGAGGAACACGCGCUUCAGCCUCGGACGCAUUUUUCCCCUUUUAAUAUUUCCUUAUUCAUAUUUUUACACUUUUAUUCAGGGGAAAAAAACGAGAUGGAGCGUCUCCUCACGCGCUCCACGCAUUCUUUAUUAUUUAUUGAUUAGCCUGGAAAUGUUUAUGAUUAUAUAAUUCCUGCAGGUUGCUAGGCAACGCGGUUGGAACGGUUUUUUCCCCCCUUCCGCUCAUAUUUUUACAUCCAGUAAACAUUUGAACAUGCAAAAAAAAAAAAAAAAUAAGACGAGCUAUCUGCUGCUCGCCCCACCUCUUUGUCUGUGUGGAGGUGUGACACCGUUUGUCUGCAUGCAAACACAACACACACACGCACACACGCGCACACACUGUCACAUAAACUCGGCGUCUCUAACCAGAUUAUGUCAUGAUUCAGAUGAAUUAUUGAUCUCAUAUUUCCGUUUUAUUGCACUGAGAAGGAGGAUGGAGGAGGAGGUGGUGGUGGGGGGGAGGAUGAGGGGAUGAUGGAGAAUUUAGGGGGUGUAGCUACCUUAAAUCCCCCCUAACACCCCCUCCUCGUCCUCACAUAUUAAGUUCACGCUCUCACUCCUGCUGCUGCGUCGAUGUUGGAUGUUAUUUGCGCACCGAGUCAAACUUUAUUAGCCAUCCUCCGCCGUUUAAUUGCCUGGUCCUUUGUUUGCCGCGGCACGCAUGCGCAGUGGGAGUAGGGUGUGGAUGGGAGAGAUGCCACCUUGCCUAUCAAUAGGAUGGAGAGCAGGAGGAGGAUGGUGGUGGUCGCGAUUUGAUUCCUGCUCUGUUUAGUGGAAGUGUUGUAGAAAUAGAGAUCAUGUCUUUGGUUGUGGUGGAUUUGUACGUGUUGAAGUGUAUAUUUUAUACAUGUGUGUUUGUGUGUGUGUGUGUGUGUUAGCCGAUGCCUGUGUGUGAAUGGAGACAGUGAGACAGAUCCUGAAUCAGAAUGAGACUGUGUUCACUGCCUGAUUUCCCUACAGUAUCAUCUAUUUAACUUGGAGUACUUGUAGAAAAUGAGGAUGUGCUGUUUUAUUUCAUGAAUAUUGUGGUUUUCGAUGUCGAUUUCUUGUCAUUUUCUAUCAUUUCAUGGACAAAAAAACAAACUCAGAUCGAGAUAUUUCAACUACAAAAAGAUAAAGAUGAAUAUAUUCGAUACAUUUGCAUUAAUGACAGACAUAACUCAACCGUUUGUACCAAUAAAGAGAAUAUAUGGCGCUCUAACCAGCCUGGAUUGAUGCUAUAUGUUCAUUACCAUAUUAUAGCUAUAAUAUUCAAAUUGGGAGACAUUGCAAACCAGCUGGGUUUCACCUCCAUAUCACCAUGAUAUUCAUGUUAUAUUUAUGUAACACUCCUCAAGGGACAUGAAUUAUUUCUAUGAUGGUCUUCCAUGAGUUUAAACAUGUACAACGAUCUGUUGUGAUGAAAAGUACCCACACAAGUACUUUACUUCAUGGUAUUACAAUUUAAACUUUAUUCUUAAGGUGUAAAGUGUUUAUUAUCAUAUAGGAUGAACAGGUGGCUUGAUAAUCAUUCUAGAUUAUCAUGAUAUAAAGAUUGUGGGGAGCCGUAAUCUUAACAGAAUUUAGAUUAAUACGUGCCUUGUAAUGUACUUUUAACACUGCAGAGACUCAAGUCUUAAGAAGUAUUGAUCAGUCAUCAAGUCUCGUUAACUAUGGCUGCUGGUCAACAGAGGGCGCCAAAGUGCAGCCUUGCAAUUUUGGAGGAUUGCUGCAGUCAUGUUGCUUGCGACUGAUGCACCAAAACAAGAGGCAACCUUCAGUCUUGAGAAAUGGAGCCAAUGUGGGAAUGCUAAAAACUGCAGUUCAAUGAGUGUCCACUAGAGGCUGGCUGCAAAAGCACUGGGAACCGCAUACACACCAAUACAAAAAAAGCCAUUUUUAGAGCAGCAUUAAAACAGUUAUAAAAAGGCUGUGGUGUGAACUGUUGACUCCCACGUCAGAUGACCAUAGAUUUCCAUUUUGGCGGCAUCUUGCCCAUUUGUCAAAGAUAGAAACAUACGCCUUUUUAAGGAGACAGGAGUCAAGAUAACAAAUCUUAAACAUGAUGAUUUCUGGUUUUAAAAUUCUGGACAAUCUGGGGCAACAAUCGGAUACAAAUCAGUGUCAGCUUUACAUCUGAUAUAAUUCAUUGGUACUUGUUGAAUUGAUGUGUAUCCGCAGUAAUAGUCUCCCUCUGAGCCUCGAUGUAAGAUCACCAUGGUAACGGGCGGGCUGUAGUAAUGCGUCCUGAAUGUCUGGCUGCUGAUUGGUUCUCAUAAAUCCAACCUCGAGUCCACUCAUUCAUCUUGCAGGACAGAGAGACAAACAGAAACCUGAUGAGAUGUUAUGCCGGUGACUCAUCCAUUACCGCUGCUGUCAGAUACUCGCUGUAGGUGUGUGUGUGUGCGAGAGAGAGAGCGGGAGAGAUAGAGAGCGAGAGAGUACAGACACAUCACUGACAUCUUCCUCUCUCCUUUUAUUGUCUGACACCUACACUUUCUCAUCUUUUCUCUCUGAUAUGGGGCAUCUAUGCUAUAUUGCCAAAAGUAUAUGGACAGUAUAUAAUGAUGGUCGUCCUAGAACUGUCCAUAUACUUAUGUCACACUGACAUAGAUAGACUGCAUGAAAGCACUCUCUGUCGAGGUUUCAUUGAGUCAUAUGAACAACAAGAUCACUUUUCAUACAAACUCUUAAGUAAACCAUCAACCUGCAUGUGGUGCAGACUGAAGCUCAUUAACCAACCAUGCAUGACAAUGGAGGGGCCGCACCUGCUUCACAUGCAACCCCAUUCAUGAGCCUGAUGUGUGUGUAUAGGUAGGUGAGCAAUGGGUGCAGGUGUGGGCUGAGUCACCAUUUCUGCUCUUACCGUCAAUAGAGCUGAAAAAGAUUUCCAUCUAAAGUAAAGGCAUGAAAAAUCCACAUUAGCCAUCUAAGUAGUGAUUUAGGGUCAAAUGUGUACAAUACGAAGGUCCAAAAGCUUGUUAGACUACUCUGUAGAGUACUUGAAUUUGACUCGUCGUUACAACAACAACAGCACAUAGCAGAAGUCAGUUAUUUCUUGAUAGCAGACUGUUAGUAGGGAUGUGGCUUUAAUCUUAGAUUCCGGAAUACUAUCUUUGGGCUAUAGAAUGUGGCUUUUAUUUAAGAUUCCAGAAUACUAUCUUUGGACUAUAGAAUGUGGCUUUUAUUUAAGAUUCCAGAAUACUAUCUUUGGACUAUAGAAUGUGGCUUUAAUCUUAGAUUCCGGAAUACUAUCUUUGGAGUUUGGAAUGUGGCUUUGAUCUUAGACUCUGGAAUACUAACUUUAAUGUAGUACAGUGCAGAAAGUACUGCGGCUUACCUGUUGUUAGUUUGUUUAUGGUACAAACACCAAAAAGAGAUGAAAACAGAAAAGAAAAGGCAAGAGAGGUAAACGACUCAAAACUACAGUCUUUGACAGAGAAAUCAACAAAAUCCAAGAUGGUAAGAUCGAUGAGUAAUCACAGCUAAAUGAGCUUAUUUGAGGAAAUGCUGAGCUUGGGCCACUGCUAAUUAAGUUGAAAUCCAAGAAACUCCUCCCCUCAGUAAUAUUUAGGUCCUUAAAGGGAUAUUCCGGCGUAAAAUGAAGUUAGGGUCAAACACACCAUAACACCGAGUUAGCCACCCGUCAAGAGAUGAAUGUUGCCGACUGCUUGCUUCUCUAGUUAUUCCAACUUUUGUAAUGACUGCAGGAUAGCAAUACACAGCGGUCUGAGGAGCCAUAAACAAACUUUAACCAAAACGCCACUCUAUAGCCACAAAUAAUGUUCAGAACAGCACCUAACUUCAUCAACAGAACAUAUAGGGUUCCAGCCAUAGUACUAGCCACCAAAAAUCUUAAGAGCUGUUUGGUGGCCAAACACAACUCACCUACUCUCUUUUAGCAGCCGCUUAUUUGUAUGAAGACUUGCGGGCGAGUCCAUCGACUGCAGCGGGGUGACACAGCUCAAGGAAGAACAUGUGAAAUGCAAUCAGACCAAGACGCUAAGGCGGGAGAACUACCACUUUUUGGUUGAGCGUGUGGCUCUCUGUAUUGCUAUCCUGCGGUCGUUACUAAAGUUGGUAUAACUAGAGAAGCAAGUGGUCUUCAAAAUUCAUCUCUCGACGGGUUGUCUAAAGCGGUCCAACUGUGUUUGACCCUAACUUAAUUUUACGCCGGAAAUUCCCCUUUAAUGUAGCUCUGGAUUGUUAAAAAAAAUCACUGGGGCGGCAUGUGAAUUUUUAACUCUGUGAUUGGCUUUAAUAAUCUCACACUCAUACCUCAGGAGACUUGACCUCUAUUGUAUUAGUCGAGGUGAGGAAGUGGAUUUCUUGGCUAGUAGCCAUUGUUAGCAGGCAGUAUUUUUAAUGUUGUUUGACACUGAGGCUCACAGCAGUGUGCAGAGGUAUGCAUGUUAAAUACCAGCGGAGUGUUUAUUCUCUCUGAAGACUCGACAAGCUGCAGGAAGCCAAAAUCAGAUGCUGUUCACACUUGUAGCUUUCUUUAAAGCCUGUGCCUGUGAUAUAACCGCCUCAGUGGUGCCUCUGUUUGAGUAAUGAUAAGUGUCCGUCCCUGUAGCGCGCUGGCCUGACAGGAAUGAGGAAGCGAGAUAUUGCGAUUUCAUGUCAAAGGAAGCGUGACACUUUGUAUUAAAUGACUGGAAACUUCUCAAAAGUUUAUUUUGGUGCUGUUUAUGCUGAAGUGGAGUCACGGUACAGCAGGGGGGCUUAAAGGGUAGAUGGAGGUCAUGUUACAAUCUUUAGCAAAUCUUCAUUUCCCGACAAUACGGUCCUCUGCAGCCUCACAGUUUAUAUCUGACUGUCUUUUUAUAGAUGUUGUAAAGAGCAGCGCAGAGCCAGAGUGUGUCUGGGAACACUUGAGGUCAUGUCCUCCUGUUCCUCAGGGGAAGUUGGUGGUUUUAGCGAACUGGGAGAUGUGGUUGGAGUCGAAGUAAUUAAAAGACAAAAUCCGAAAUCUUUAAAAAUGACAAGCUCUUGGUACAAAAUGGAGCUGUACCACAAUUUUAGAGUGCGCUUUUAGUGAGAUGAAGUCAUAGAUGGUAUUAACGCGUCUUAAAAUGGUGAGAUAUCUGCGGAGCUGCAGCUGAGAUCAGCUCAACAUAAACACUAACAGGAUUUAACAAAUGCUAAACUUGUGACUUUGACCCUGGGGUUCAAUGCGCCGUGCACUUGGUGUUUCUGCCACAAAAGUGCGAGAAAAAGGAAUUGGAAGUGGCGUCCAUCCCCUCCUCCCGUCCCUGCCCGCUCCGGUCCCUCCGGAGGUUUUGACGGCAGCGCAACAUGUCCUCGUCCUCGGCAGCUCUUUCACCAUGAGCGCCAUCUGUCACAUCGCGCCUCGUCUUCCAGGAAAUUACAGCUCAAACCAAAAGCGACAACGUUAUCUGAUAUGUACCCUGGCGGGGCGAGGAUGAACUCGGCAAUCUCAGCUCGCUCUCUGCUGAAUCCCAGAAUCCACUCAGUCACUCUCUCAGUCACUCAGACGUCCUUGUGGAUUUUAAAACGAUUUGGCGGGGCAUGAUAAAGGAACAAUCCCGCCAUAUUUCCUCCACCCACCUGUCUUCUUAUCUACAGAGGAGACAGAUUUCAUCUUAAAAGCAGGGGGACUUCUCGAUAGCUACCAGAUAAACUGUAUGUAGCAGAACAAUCUUAUUCCAGACUUUGAUAGGAAACUGGCACCUGUUGUUGCAAACCAAAGAUGAGGUUAUUGAGUUUUGUUGAGGGCUCUUAAAGGCAACUUCAACUCCUGACCUCGUGUUUUGAGACAUUAUUUACCUUUUUGAAAUAUUUCCUCUUGGCUUUGAACAAAAGUAGUACUUUUCUACUUUUGGGUAUAAUAACGUGGCGUGGCUCCCAUGUUUUGAGUAUUGAUCACAAGGAUUAAUUAUCAAUAACUGGAGUUACUUGAUGUGUGUUUAGUAAGUUAUAGAUUACUGUAACCUGAAAUAAAAGUUCACUUUCUUAUCUGCUGCCAAAUACAGAGUACACACUCCAAGACAACAGUCGAUUUUUGGCCCGAUUCCCAGCCUCCGACGAAAGUCAGCAAAGUCCAGAUUUUAUUAUAUUAAUCUAAUGAUUACAUGAUCUGAUUUUCCGGUGGUGUGAGCAGUUUUAACCUUCACGAUCUGCUCGUACGGCUAUCUGUGCCGACCCAGUUUGAAUGUACAAAACGUGCCCAGUAUUUAUGAUCACGUCACCUGAGGGGUGGAGACCCUGAGGACCCUCGGUGCCACAUGACACCACAGCAAACGUAGCAACAUGAAACAUACAAACAGGAGGACAUCAGGGAUGAAAGACCACCUUGUUGAUUUGCAGGAACAACACAGGUACUCGCAUGAGGUGUCCCGUAUGUUAGGGACAACUAAGUGGACGAGUGCUCUGUGUGUAAUUGCCAACUAGUUGAGUAGUUGAUACCACAGGGAGGGAGGUUGACGUUCGCUCGGACGUGUGGUUAAAGGCGUGUUGCUGGAGGUGUUUGGGUUACAAAAGAUAGUUUUCAUUGUGCACUAGAGUACGGUUCCCCUUAAAUCUGUCUCGAGAAAUGACUAGUCAAUGACAAACGAGGAAUUGGAAUACUCAGCAACAAAUGAAAAUGAGAAAUCGUGACUGUUAUUUGUGUUGCCCGACCAGAAUUUGCUGCUUGCCAAACAACUGGUAUCGGAAGUAUCCGAAUUAACAAACUAAAGACCUGCUAGUAUUUUGUUGAAUUCGCACCAACUUGCCUUUUUCGUGAUUGUACGUCAGAAUCCUCCAAAACGUUAGAAUACAGUUUAAAAAAAGAAGAAAGUCUAAAACUCAAUCCGACCAACUUUCAUCUGACUAACAUGCUCUUGUGACAUAAGGAGGAACCGAGGAUGUGCCGUGUGGAUCUUUCACCUCCGCUCAGUCUGCUUUGCUGUCAGUGUUUCUCUUUACGUGGAUCUCAAACAGUCUUAAAGGAAUAACAAGAAGGUACGACAGAGUUAAGACUCAAAGGUGCUCGACCUCCUCGUCUGUGUGUCGCAGUCCCAGUUCUGUCAGCUCCCAUCAACCAGUGACGAACUGACGACAGAGGAAAAUCACAGGAAUAUCUCACUGAGGGGUUUUUUCUCCUCAAGUGUGAGACGUGUUCGAAGGUUGUCUCUAACACUCAGCAGUUUGUGGGGGUGACAUUAGACAUUUACUUGUACGGAUUCUUAAAAUAAGAAAAGAAGAACUUUUUUUCUUGCUGCAUCGGCAGAUGUUUAAGUUUCUUCUUGAGACGGCAUGGGUUGUUUUAAAAAUAACAUUUUUUAAACAACUGGUGUUUGUCAUCGUAUCAUCUUUAAGGUUUGAGCCGGGCCUUAUGUCAACCUCCGUCAGUUCAUUGUUUUGUGUCAGUAAACGCACAUGUAACAGAGAAACUGCUGGGUUAAGUAGUAGUUGACUAGCUCGCCAUUAGCCCCGUAGUUGCUAUAAGCUUGAACGCUGCGUGAUUCAGUUUUGUUUUUGGUGGUUAAACUCAACAAACAUAUUAACUAAUGCUCCAAAUAUCUUAUAUUUUACUCCUAACGUCACAGAUAUUUCAAAAUAACCAACAUAGAGCUGUAAUUAUAAUACCGUAUUACCACAAUACCACUAGAAUCUCCGGCCACCCCAAAUCAAUAAUAGUAAUAUCUUAAAAUAAGAUGUUUACCUGAACUUGUCAGUCCAACAUGGCUAAGUUAAAGCGAAUAAGAGAGAAAUAUACUCAAUAAGAUUUGACUUUGCAGUCUGUACUUAAUUUCACUGAAAUUUAUAAGACGAACCUUCAGUUUGAUGGUGCGGCUCAAAAAUUAGUGUCUCGAAAAAGUUAAAUUUCUUUCCCAUUAUUUCAUCCUUUAAGUAAAACGUCCAUUUAUUCUGGCUUCAUCGCACACACAAAGUGACAUAUCUUGGCGGCGUUUAAAAGGCUGAUUCUGUGUUCGCGUCUUGCUGAGCUGGAACACAGUUGGUACCAGGACGACCAUUAGAGCCUGUCUAGACUGUUUGCCCUCGGUGAAUCCAGCCUGUCUGCAUGGUGCUGGAUGAUGUACGUCUCCGCUCUCACCCCCCCGUGGCCCAUUUCGGGGUUAGCUAGAGUUUAGAGACAACUUUGUCCCCAUCUCCUCGUUCGUCCUGCUACAGAGCAUCACAAAGUGCGGGACUGCCCUCUCUCUCUCUCUUUCUCUCUCUCUCUUUCAGUCUUUCUUUCUCUCUCUAUGUCUCACUGUUAUGGCUGGGGACAGCGGACGCCCGCCACCUCCAAUUUCGCUCCAGCGGUGUCUGGCUGCAGGCUGCCAACGCGCUGGUGACAGGGGUCAUUUAGAUGGACGCUGAGAGGGCCAGUUUAGCCAAGCCAGCCGGUCGGCCGGACAAACAAAGGAAAACAAGGCCGGGGUGGAUGUCUGGGUCUAAAGCUUAUGUGUUUGUAAGAAACAGAUGCACUUUGUGUUUGGAGAGCGCCGCCUGAAGAUGCGUUUUACUGCUGGGACUCUGUUUCAUGGGCUGAGUCUGAGUGUCUGGGGCCAUUUUAAGGUCACUAGUACACUGCCUUAUCUUCAGCUAGAGCAGCAAUUUGUAAAUAUAGUCACAUGACUUAAUCUAAAAGGCAAAAAUGUGAACAAAAUAGGAAUUUAUAGCACCUGUGGUAUACCGGCCAAAUAUGUAGGUGAAGGCGAAUUUUUUUUUUUAUGUAUGUAGGAUCGUAGGGGAAUGUCCCGCCCUCCUUCGCCUCUGAUUGGCUAGAAGUGCUGGGCUCUGAUUGCUUUUUCCUUAUGACUGUGAAACAUCAUCGUCUGUCGAGUUAGGGUUAGCGUUAGGGGAUUCAGAAGAGCGAUAAUGUUCUGUAAUUUUCUGUUCGAUGUACAGAGCCAACAGCCUGUGUAUUAUUUGCGCAUGUGCUGACGUUUCCAGCUUUUCUGGCCAAUCAGAGGCGAAGGAGGCAGGACUUUCCCCUACUACAAAAAAAUAUAUUGCUAGAUGAAGCUACAUCCAGGGUUAGAGUUAGGGUUAGGGCACAAUCACACAAAACAAGCUAAGAAAUAAAGCCAGAUUUUUAAUGCCAUUUAACCACAUUGGAUUGGGGUUAGGGGGUUAGAGUUAGGGUUAGAGGGGUCAGAGUUAGGGUUAGGGUCAGAGGGUUAGGGUAAGAGGGGUAACUGUUAGGGUUAGAAAGGGUUAGGGUAAGAGGGGUUAGAGUUAGGGUUAGGGUUAGGCGGUUAAGGUUAGGGUUAGGGUUAUAGUGGUUAGGGUUUGGGGGGUUAGGGUAAGAGGGGUUAGGAGUUAAAGGCAGGCAAUCAAAAAAGUUUUCAUGAUAAAUCUUCCAGGCUUUAUGAUGUUUUCUCUCUUCCCUGGAGAAAAGUGCUCACAGGCAUGUGUUAAUCUCAAGGUCAUAUUUUCCAUAUUUCAAACAUAACUGUUGAGAUAUGUAAAAAAUAGAGGCGGAUAUUUGUACAACAUUAGACAAGUAAAACAAGCAUGAAAAUUGUUUACUUUUUGUCAACUUGCUGUUAUUAAAAUAAUUUUCUAAAAGCAGGUAAAAGUUAUUAGGCAAACUCAUUUUAUCUGCUUAUCAUUUGAUAGUAUAUUUCUACCGUCUGUGGCCUGUCAGGGCUGCUGUAGUAAACACUUAAAUGUCCAGAUAAGCUGGAAGGAACGUGCCGGUUGUUUAUAGAUCUCAGCUUUGACAGUAUUAAAUUUACUGUUAGUGGGAAGUGAUUCUGAAAAAGGGAACUAUAAAAGAGUGAGUGUAACAUAUUUGCUGUGUGUGGGCGCCGGGAGCAGACACAGUAAGAGCUCUUUUUUCUACAUUGUUGUGUUUUUCCUGUGAACUUGGUGUCCCCUUUAAAUGUCCGAAGGGAAUCUUUCUUCCCCUCAUGAGAUUUAUGAGGCGAUAUUAAAGAUGAUUCCAGUGAAGGUGCUUUAUGUUUUCCUGUGCUUCCGCAUCUAGCUGGUAAAGCAGGUCGUAAACUUCUUAGAAGAGUCCCCAGAAAGCAGUCAGGAGUUAUUACCUCCGUCUCUGAGCUCAGAAGAAGGGUGUAACAGACAGUUUGUGUCCUCAGGUUUGAUUGACCGGGUCACAUUGUGAAGCUUGUCAAAUCCUGAGACUGUCUGGACUUCCCUUUUAAAGAUGCAGCAGCAUUAAGUUGCAUUCCUUAUGUAGCAGUAGAAAUUAUUGUGUAAGAGAACCUUGCAACAGUUUUGAAGGUGUUCAUCAAGAGUGAAGUGUGGCUGCUAAUAGCAUUAGUUUUGUCCAAUGAUAUUUAAGCGAAAAAAGGGCCAAAAUGUUCUGCACUCUCUUGUUUUGUAUCUCACUCGUCACUCUCUGCUGCACAGUACUGCACUGUGCACUCUCCUCCUGAUGUGUCUAAACUCUCUCUUAGGGCUGGGGGAUAUGGGGAAAAGUUUAUCACUAUAUAUAUAUUUUUUUCAUAUCAGUUGAUAUAGAUAUAUAUCACGAUAUAAAAAAUGAAAUUUAACAGUGCUUAUUGGUAGCAUGUCUUUUGCAACACGAUAAGCUUCUGCACCUGUGAGAUCUUGGGUUUGUAACCUUUCGCGUUGUGUGUGCUCUGUGGCGUGUCACUGCUUCAGGUGGUGAAAAAGAUUUACCUCCACACCACCGACGUUUUCAUGCCAGUUUUGUCGACAGUGUCAUCAUCUGUUGAGCCUUCAUCUGCAUUUCUGACGGAGGUUGCACUUAUUUGGCUGUUGGCUCCAAGUGUUAAAGUGCUGUGGUUGCGUGUAGCUGCUGUCUGCUAUGACGCAGUUGUUUGCUACUUUGUUCUAAUUCAGCACAUGAUUGGUUCAGCGUGAAGCGGACCCGGAGCAACUCUCCUUUUCAUUGGAUAUUCGUAUAGUCUACCAAAACACAUCAGAAUGUCAACUAUUGAAAAGCAUUUUGACCAUAUUUAUAUUGAUAUUGAUGUAAAUUAAUUAUCGUUUUAUCGCCCAGCCCUACUCUGUCUGCAUAACAAAUAUCAGCCAAGUAACUUCACUGAUAGUUGUCAUCAUCUACUGUUGGUAUGUUACAAUACAUUAUAUAUUAUGAGCUUUGGAUGGUGCAGGUGCUUUGCAGACAGGUCUCGUGAAAAUGUUUAAUAACCAUCAACGUCCACCCAAAAACAGACCUCAUUCACUAGAUUCGAUUUUUCAUUAUCUGGCAACUUUCUGGUCUCUGUAACAUAAAGUUUAUUCUGUGCUUGAUUUAUAAUGAUAAUUGUGGCUGCCUGAAAAAUAUGAGAGGCUAAGAGAGGCCAUUAGUCAUGUAAAAUAUGUGUACAAUCUGCAGUUAAUGAGCCACACAUGAAAAAUAACUGACAGCCCAUUAAAACCCAUUUCCCACCAGAAUCGCUUAUUUCAUUCCUAGAACCUUCUCAGAAAUGUCACUCGGCUCUGAUCCGUUCUGAGAAGCCCACUCUGCUCACCAGCGCAGUCCUGCAGAGUUAUUGAUCGAUGUCGGACCCUGUCUGGCUCCGGGUUGAAACUGGGGGCCUCAGGGAUCCAGGCAGUCAGAUGGAGAGGGACACUGGAAUGGCAGAGCUGCUAGUGGUGGGCUUAAAGCUGCAGUGCUAUUGAUUGACACAAGAGAUAGAAGCAGAGCUGAAAGUAAGACAAAGAAGAAAGAAAUAUUACAGUCUGGAACCAUCCCCAGGUGGUUUUGGUAGCCAAAUGGAGCCUCUAUGCCAACCUGAUAUGAGCAGAUUAUAUCUUUCUCUGCAAUAUUUGCAGCAGUCUCACUGGAAUUAAACAAUGCUUCAGGAAACAGAAGAUAAGCUGAAAUUAGACAUAACUGCACUCCCAUAUCUCAUGUUUUCACACAAAAGUAAUCCAUCUCUGACCACAGACUGCAUGAAACAAGUACGUAGUCUCGGGCCUUGUUUAGAUGAGAAUGACCAGACAAAAUGGAAAAGUUAAUCCCUUUCUACCGCAUACAGUUCAGUAACGUCACCUUUUUGACGGCUUCAGUAUCACCAUGGACACAAAGCCUGGAUUUUAAUGCUGCGUUCCAGUUACCUCAGAAGUCGGAUGUCGGAGCUGGGAAUGACGUUACACCCGAGUUGACGGCGUUCCAGUUAACAAGUCGGAAAACCGAGAUGGACGCCUACACUUACCCGUUGUUUACAAUUGUCAGCUGUUGUUGGCCGUUGUCAGCUGUUGUUAGCGGUAGUCAUCUGUUGUUAGCGAUACCAGUUGAUACCAAAUCCCGAUUUCUGAGUACAACUGGAACACAGCAUAAGAUUCUGCGAUCAAAGUUGGAAAUUUACCAUCAGUUGUGAAUUCUAAAAUCAAGGUCAAAGUUUUACAAUGAACUUGGGAUUCCGGAAUCGAUUUCGAAUUCUGAGUUCAAUUCUGAGUUAGAAUUCUGUUGUCAAUUUAGAAUUCUGAGAUCAAAGCCACGUGAAGGAUUUGAAGCCAGAUUCCACAGUCAAAGUUGAACUCUGAGACUAAAGUCAGAACCUUUUGUAUUUUUGAAGUCUUUGAGAUAUUAACCUGACUUCUGAGAGAAAAAGAGUCAAAAUUGUGAAUUCUUUUAUUUACCUUUAAGUUUUGGGACUGAAAGACUUUUGGGUAGAGAUGGUUUUGUAAUUAUGUCGUGUUUGUACUUAAGCUUUACCUGUCCGUCUGCAGCUCUGUCAAACUCAGAUCUCUGUCUCCUGUUUAACACUGAACACCUGUUUAGGAUUUUCAGGUACUGCAUUGUUCACUCCCCUGUGUGUACUUAAACAGAACAGCUGUGUUUACAUCUUUUUGUUAAUAUUUGUUCACCGCAUUAUUUGAAUACCUUUCCUUUUUGUGAGCACGACUAAUCCUUAAUCCUCCACGAGUCUGCAGUCAUCAUCGUACAGCUAAAUGAUACUGACAGUGGUCACGAUGGAGAACAUUAUGAGCCUUACUGAUGAAUUAGUAGACAGUGGGAGAUCCCAUUUGACAUUCGGUUUAGGACAUUCAGGCAGAUUCGUGCUGGCUGUAAAAUGACAGCUGCUUUCUAUUGUUUUAUGAGCCGUUCCCAAACCAAUACUGGUCAUGAAAAUCCUAAAAUACACCCUACAAGGAAGAUGUACCAAUGAAAAUUCACCUUUUAAUGAAAAACCUACCCAUUGAUUUCAGGAGACCGCAAUGCAACACCACCACUGGCUGUGAUGUUGCUUAUUGCUACACCUGUCUGAAUUCAUUCCCAUUUGUCUGAAUGUUAGAUCACAAUUACAAUUAGUCUUUAUUCAAGGUUUUCAUUAGUUACUCACCCAUCCAAAGUACGAAAUAAGACACUUUUGAAGUACAACUGUAGAGGGGCUGCAAGCUGAGCUACUAACGAUGAAAUAUCCAUUUUUUUUUCUCUGUCAGGACUUUUUUUGUGUAGGAGUCCUUUAUUGCCUAUCAUUCGAGGUUUUUGUCAGUAACCUACUCAUCCAGAGAGCCAAAUGAAACAGACUUUUGAACCAUAACUGUUGAGGUGCUGUGAGCUGAGCUGCUACCUACAUUAGAUCAACUUUUUUUUGUCAAUGCUUUUGAACGAGGAGUGUUUGAUCGGUUAUCAUUCAAGGAUUUAUCAGUAACUAACAUGCCUAAAGUGCAAAAUAAAACUGACUUUUGAACAACAAAUGUGGAGGGGCUGCAAGCUGAGCUGCCACUGAUGUUUGAUCACGUAGUUUUCAAGUUGGGAUUGCUUUAUUGGUCAUCAUCCAAGCUUUCAUUGGUUAUUUACUCCUCCAUAGUACGAUGUGAAAAAGACUUUUGAACUCCACCUGCUUUUAAUGGCAUCUUGGCACCCUGAAGAAGACAGAUUAUCACGUUAAGAUGCUGUUUUAUGUUUUGCACUAAUGCCAGAUUCAGAGCCAGGUAUCGAAAACAUCUCUGGUAUCUCAGCUAACCGUAUGCAGCCACAGCGUACGGCCUGUGAUUUGCUUUUUCCUCAGCUCUGAGACAAAAAUGUCAAAUUCCUCCCAGUGUGCCAGGCGGUCGGGCCUUCUCAUUUAGAUUCAGCAGCGUCUGCCAGGAAAGAUGCAGAGACGAGAUCACGAUUCCUUUGAAAGCGAGCAAACCGAGUACUUGACAGCACUUGAAGUCUCCCAUCUUAACAGCAUGUAUCUGAGGUUUGGUGGCGGUGGCGCUGCGUGUCGGGGCGGGUUUGAAGGGGGGAAGAUUAUUGGCAGGAGCCUGUGAUGGAGUGGAAGAUAGAGCCGGCUGUCACAACAGUUUGAGGAGAGUCCCUUUGAAAUGACAGAGAGGACUAAAACAUCCACCCUGCUGCCUCAUCCUCCUCUCCGCUCAGAGUCCAUUUUGAUUUGUGGUUUAUGAUGUGCACUUUAUUGCAGCUUAUCUUACAUGUACAGUGUUCACUCCUGCUCAAAAUGGCUGCCGUGGAUGGCAGACGCUGCUGUUUUCGGCCCUCAGCAAAGCACCUACAUGCAACAGCUUUCAGCCGGGAAAAAAACAAACAAACUUGUGAACAUAUCGAAGGAAAUGAAAGUCUGAUACUGAGAUUGCUCAUUAGCAUGUAUCCUCCAUCUCAGCUGAGAGGGAAAAACAAACUUGAGAUUAAAAUGAGUCAUUGAUAUUCAAAGAGGUGCUCUCGAGUCUGGCUGGAUAAUAAGGAAGCACAUUCUGUUCGGACAAACUGAGGAGAAAAUGGACCUCACAUUGAACUGACUGUUUUACCGAGAUCAUUGAUUUUAAUCAUUGACCACGACACCCUGCAGACGCUAAUUUACACUCUUAUGCCCUUGAGGCUUUGCUGUUAGACAGCAACAAAACAAAAACACUUACAUUAAUGAAAAGUGUUUGUUUUGAACACUCAUAUCUAUCUUUUUUAACUGCAUGACCCUGGUAGUCCACCCUGUAGGACAUGGCGUAGUCUCUUCUGUCGUCCAAAAGUUCUUGAUAGUCCAAAAUUACCAGUAACUUCUAAGGAAUGAGGUUCAGAGCUUCGUAGACCAAAACUGCAUUUGACAUCUGCUGCUGCUGCACACUUUGACAUUUUAACAUGAGUGUUAUUUGGGUUUACUUCGCUUUCAGUUACUGCCUCAAGUGGACACCAAAGGAACUGCAGUUACCAGCACUUCCACACUGGCGUCAUUUGUCAACACAGGAGAUAACAACUGUAUAGAAAAUGAAAGCUGAGGUGAUGGGGUGGAUAGAUUGACAGUUAAUAUAUUGAGAAAUGGACGAAUGAGAAAUGGACGGUGUUGGAUGAAUGACGACAAAGGCAGACAGAUGGGUGGGUUGUUGGACCAAAGGGUGGAUGUAAAUAGAUGGUCCAUCAACGGAGGGACAGAUGGAUGUAUGACAGACAGAUGAAGGAAUGUUUGAAGGAUAGAGAGAUGGCCAAAUGCUUGGACGGAUGACAGAGAUGGAUGGAUGGCAGAUCGAUGGACCAAAAGGUGAAUCAUAGGAUCGAAGGGUAGAUGGAAAAAAGAGUAAUAGAGGAAUGGAUGGAUGAUAGGUGAAUGAAAAGAUGGAUGAAUGCUUGAAUUUGGCAGAUGGGUUGAAGAUGAUGUAUGGAUAGAGGAAUGGAUGACAGGUAGGCAAGUGGAGAGAUAGAUGGAUGGAUGAUGAUGAUGAAUGAAUGGUUGAUGGAGGGAUGGACAAAUGAAAGGAUGGAUGGCAGAUAGAGAGGAUGGACGAAUGCUUGGAUGGAGGAUGGACUGAUUGAUGGAUCAAGUUGAUGGGGCAUUAAAGAUUAGAUAGAAAACAGAUGAUAACUAAAUGGACAUGAUCAAUAAAGUCUAUUUACCAAUGUUAUAAAAAUAUCUUAGUAGUUUGAGACUGGACCCUGAAAUGAGGAUGUUUCCUGGUGUAUGUUGGAAAGCUCCACUCCUUCAUGAAUCACACCAGUCCUGCCCCAGCUUUGUCCAUAAACUCUGACCAGUCACAGUUUUUAUACGGGAGCUUUGUCUAGUCAAAGGUCUUAGUCAUACUUGUUGUACCAACAGCUCUGACUUCCUGAAUAUCACUCUGUCUGCUCUCAGUGUUUUACAGGAAAAAGAAAAAUCUACUCCCACACAAUGACCCGUAUUGUUAGGUCUGACAGGAACUGUGUGUGUGUGUGUGUGUCAUGGAUCAGCUGUUGAGUAUUGUCUUUGUUAAUGUUUAAUGUGUAAGGGCUUUCAGCUGACAUACUGCAUCUUCUGGGUGACAUAUUGGAGGGUUAAGAUGUAAACAAAUGGUACAAUAUUGGUUUUGGACUUUCUGUUUCAAAACCUAGCUGACUAGGACAGUGAUGUCUGUCGUUGACAUUGUGGAUCAAACUGUAAUUGUGUGAAGAAGUAGGCUAGCUGUAGUCCUUGCUCUUCUUGUCAUGAAUUUUUUUAACUUUGUGUUGUAUUCACUAAAACUAUCUCAAAUCAGCAAUUCUACACUUGCCAUUUCUAUGAAGCUAAUGCUAGCUAUGGUUACCGCUGCUCAUAUUUCUUUGUUAUAAUUUGUUGCGAUGACGACUUUUUAGCCGACUUCAGAGAUUGGAUAUAUUGAAACUCAGGGACUUUAUUUUCUUCUCACUGAAUACGGUGCAUGUUUUUUGAAUUACACUUAUGUUAUCUUCUCUGGAACAGUGAGAAACAUCCACACCGGUGACGCCAUGUUUACUCUCAUCAGCUGUUAGCAGCUUUGCCUUUUCUUCUUGAAUCUCCAUUUACAGUUGAUAAUUGUUUAGUCUGUUAUCGCCAUUACACCACGUUCCUCAAAGGGUUAACAUUGGGUUUAUGGGUAUGGGGAGAGCAUAAAGUGUCUUUAUAUGCAGAUGAUGUAAUAUUAUAUGUACCAAAUCCAUCCAAACCAAUAUUUGAAAUUCAUACCGGAUCUGGAAGAUUACAUGGAUCCUUAUAAAUAUCAACGCACAAAGCUCAAAAAUCAUGUAUCUUCAGUAUAAAUCACUUAUUCUAUAAAAGUUCUUAUUCUUUGUGUAACUUUUCACAUUUCAGGAGUAAAGACUCAUUCGAUGUUCGUAAACCGUAUUAUACAUUUUAGUGGGCGGGGUUUAGCUCGAAGCACAAAUAUGUAGUAUUAACCAGUAUUAGACAGGAAGUUGUUUUGCAGAUGAUAACACGGGACCAAGAGUGGGACUUUUCAGUGAAACCACAUUUUCAGAAACAUGUUGCUCUCUUGUAGUUGUUGAACUUUGAAUUGGCCCGUCUUCGUUUGUAAGAACAUCACUAACACUGGCUCCAGUUUGAGUUUGAGACACCUGAACUAAACAGGUCGUUAUUGGGAAGAACAAUUUAUGAUAGGUGACUUUUCUGCUGCGACAAAUAUUCAACACAACUUAGUGUCACUGCUGCAGGAUUAUAAUUGGACGAAGACGUGUCAAACUGAUCGUAAAAGCAACACUUUUUAUGAUUUGUCUUCAGAGGAGCAUAUUUACAAAGUUGUUCUUCUUCUGUUUUUAUUGAUUCUUGGAGUACAGUCCUUCAUCCAGCCAAAAAAACCUGCUGAAAUGAAUAUUUUAUGAAAAAGUACCAUCAUUGAUUUUCUGCAGUCAAACCAGGCGCUGAUUUACAUCCCUGUGUGCCGACAGUUUCAUUAUCCUUCGGAGGUUUUAUAUUUUCACACCCAACAUAACAGCGAGGACUGCCUGUUUUUGUCCCUGUUAGUUAAAAAGACCAAAUUGCUGAAUAAAUUUGUGGUAUUUAAUUCUGGUUCUGCCUGUUUAGAGCCCAUUCCACACAGAGUGGAUGUCCUCGCGCUAAUAAUGGCAUUUAUUCCCCCAAAACUGGUGCAUAACAAUGGCAACUCUCUGAAGCAGCAUCAGUUAAUAGCUCGGAGCUCAUGUUUGCUUCCUCUUUGAAAUUAAGAGACAAUCUUAAUAAAUUGGUUUUAUAAAUAAAUCGCUCUGGCAGAUCUGAUGCUUCGAAAACACCGGGGAGUUUUGGCUCUACUUUGCAGCUCUGCUAAUUGAGAGGAUUCAGAGCGCUUUUGACAGAUUGAGUGGACUGCAGUGCGUUGCAUGAUUUAGUAGACGGAGGGGCGAGAUGCCAGAGUGAAAACAUUUCAGAGGGUUGGCAGGAUGGAGAGCUGCACUCAAAGGAGAAGGCAGCGGGCAGCUCGGUGCUCGAAUUUCUGCUGUCUACAUGUUUGGACCGGUAGCUACAAUGUGGGUGUUUAACUGCUGGUUUCAAAAGGUUAAAUGGUUCACAGUGUGGUCAGCUGGGAGAAUUAAACUGUUAAAAUAGUGGUCGACUGCAUAUCUGAUUAAACUGUGGUCGUGACCUGAACAAAGAGGCUUUUAAAGAGACAAGGAGGAUCUCGCACAGGUGUUCUCCGUCAACCUGAGCGGACAACCACACCUACCAAGUACAUAAACCUGCACGACAAGACUUAAAGACAUGGUUGACGAUCUAAUAAGCAGAAGAUCCUACGCUAGCUUCAAAUAGGAUUCACCAUGUCAGAUUGUUAGUGACUAGCGGCAGUAAACGCCAGCUCUGCUAGCAAGCGCCGUCUGCAGCUGCCGUCUUGACACUGCAGAGACUAAUAAGAGUUAUUUCUGUAACAUGCGCCACGAUAAAAGGCGAUAAAAAUGACCUGUUCAACAAAAACUCUGCUGUCUCAGCGUCUGUUUCCAGGACCAAAUCCUGGCGGAGCUUUCUCCACCACUCAGAGGACGACCCGAUGUUUAUUGGAGAUAGAUUCCUCUCUUGGUCACAUUUCCUCUUCGACUCCGCCCUUUCUUCUGUCUUUUGGCGUCCUUCUCCAUCACAGCUCCUGUAGCUAAGCUGCUACGCUACUUUUAGCCACUCAGAGGAGGGCCGGGAGAGUGGGAGGGGACGAGUCGGAACUACAGGAGAGGGGUGUGUCGAAUACAGCGAGGUGAUUGGAUGGAGAGGCUGAGCAGGAGAUUGACCAAUGGGAGCUGUCCGGGAUGGACGGCUCCCAUUGGUCAAUGUUUUUGCAGCCCUGCACCUGCUGGGGUUUUUCCAUUCUUUUGUCUCCAUGAUCGCCAUAGAAACGAGGUUCAUAAUAACUCCCAGUCUCUCCAAUCGUCAACCACGCCUUUAACAAGUUUCCCUCUCUUAUAUCAGACAUGUAAAGCUGCAUUACAGCUCUGUUCUACUACCACAGAGACCCAGUUUUUCAUUCAGCACCAGCAGACAGAUGGCAAAAGUGGCAAGACAAGACUCGACCGUAACUGGCAGAAACCCUGAGCAGACCAAGAACUGUUGGAGCAGCCGUUUGGCUUGACCGGAUCAGAAAAGUGUUAGAAUGAAAAACCUGCAAGAAAAUAUCGACUUAAAAAAAAACUGCAAUGCAAGGUUUUUCUACUUUGUCUAUUUCAGAUUAAAAGACUCCAUGUUGACACAAGAUUGAACGACGUCAGUGAAAUGUCAUAAUGAGAUGAUCCAGGCCUGAGGUCGACAGGUCAUCCAUGUUUAGAGUGGCGUCGGUGUUGUACCUCUUGGUUUAGUUUGGGGAACUCAUCAGGAUGUGGAUCAUAACGGCUUUCAGUGACGUUUUUACUAUUUGAGUUUGGACCCCAGUGUCCUGAGCUGCUUUACCCAUCCAUAACCGGGGACCACCAUCACAGGAAGACUGAACAUUUCUACCAGAAGCUUAGAAUGACAGCUCUCAAUAAGAAUGCUGAUGCUACUUGUUUGCAGGAUCCACCAAAUCAAGCCUGAAUCCUUCCUUUGUUCGCUCAUUAAAAUAAGUCAAAUUCUUGUAUCUCUGCAGCCCGUCAUCGACACUCAUGACCAGCUCCUCUCCUGACGAUUCACCUCCGGACACGGCCAAACUGAAGUAUCUCAUCAGACUCUUUGUCACUCGUACGGGCCGAGCAACCGAGCAGAACAAAUGUUGUGUCUGUGAGGAUGUCUGCGCUCGGCCGACGGUGUCACAUGUAUUUGUCUCCUCGCUCUCUGUUUGUGUGAGAGAGACUGGGCAGUGUCAGAGCUUCAACUCUAAUCCCUACCUGAAUGUUCAGCUGGGAGCUCUGACUGCAGUCGCCAUUAUUCCCGUUAUCAGAGACCCGUUCUGUCGUGGUAAUUUAAUAUCUGACAUCAGUCUUCAGACUGUUUGUCAAUUUAUUCUGUGGAGCAGCUGUAUUUUUUAUUAAAUUUGGCCAUAACAUUCAGAAAUGUAGAGAUUCCAAGUCGUAAAGUUUGAUUGUGUUGAACAAAAUCAAACAAACCGAGGACCCGGAAACCCGAUUUUAAAUCUUGCAAAAAAGGGAACAGAAGUCAUAUACAGUUUCCUUUUGGGGAUCAAUAAAGUUCUUAUCCUCUUAUCGUAUUCUCUGGUUAGGGAUGUGGGUGUUUAGUUAUCCGCGUGAUUUAAGGUCGUCACUCUGUCAUGUUCGCACCAGAGUUAAACUAUUAUCAACAUUUCUAUCAUCGUAGAUCAUAAUUAUAUGUCGUGUAAGUCGGAGUUUAGUAACCCACCAUAAAUCAGAGCUGUAGCUCAAGUCAUGGCGACUACCCGGAUCUGAUGAGCGCUGAUGGUUUGCCAAUAUAUUGAUCCAUAUUAUGGAGCUAAACUAACACAGAGAUGUGAAUGUUAACUCGUGAGGAGAACCACAGGAUGGUGGUGCUAGCUCUGCUAACGUUCGCCAAACUUGGUGAACCAAUUAGACCAGUUUUGACCUGCAGACUUGGAUCUUGUGUUUAGCUGUUUUCAACAAAUUAGGUGAUAAUUUGACGGUGCCUUAUCAACUAGUAGUUGGCUAGUCUGAAUUCAGAUAGUUUAUCGUUGUUUAGGAAUAUUCCUAACUGUUUCAGUGAUACUGAGAUACAGAUUUUGCCCAAAUGGUCUUUUAUUAGAAUUAUCCAAAAAGUCUGGUCCUCUCUCUUCAUCAGAGUUGGGUUUUUUCACAUUAAACACUUCUACUGAGUGUUUUCCAAGAAUAAAUACAGACGUGAUGACGUUUGUCGGGGCGCUGAUUGCGAGGAAUCUCAUGGGGGUUGUAAUCUGUGCCUCAGCGUGCAAAGAAACAGCUGAUUUCCUGAUAAUCCUCUGAUGGAGAGUAAGACGAGGACUUUCUCGGAUCUCAGGGGUCUUUGGGAGCCUGGAAACACCAUCCAGAUCCAGACAUGUUGUUCAAACUACUUCAUAAGAAUCUCCCAGUGUGUAAGAAGUUAAAAACAAGUCAACAAAAGACGGACUGGGCAGACGUAAUGUUUUUAGAUACUGGACACUAAAUUCUGAGCCAAACACAGUUGACGAUUCAUCACUGGAGCUGCAGUACGACUCAAACAAGUCGUUUCAGCGGCUUUGUCUUUCAGUAAAGAAAAAAAAAAAAGCUUUUUACGGUUUUCUUUAGUGGAGGAAAGUUCAUAAACAGAAGAGUGGGGUUUCUACUUCACACUCACCCAGCUCUGCUUUGUUAUAUCAGGAAGUGUUGAGUUCAGUCAACUUUUGACCUCGUGUCAUGAUAUCAGCCGACACGCCUCGGCACUCUGCAAACAUUUGAAUUUACAAUCGGGCACUUUUACUGUGAUAGCGCCGUGUUUAACCACGCUGUUUAUGCUGAUCUUUGACUCACUGCAGUUAUUUCUGAUCCUGAAGUUUAACCUCUGUUACCGGGUCUCUCUGGAGCUCGGAGGGAAAACUCCUGAUCCGAACAUCCAGUGAAGAAAUUUCGUCUUUUUCAGGUUCUUAUGUAAGAACAUCUCGUGUAGAAAGGACCUGAGAUAACCAGAGUUUGUAGCCGGCAUGAGUCCACAUGGACUGCACUCAAGUUGCACGUUUUCUAUUAUUUAUUCUUUGGAGCACUUCAUGAAAAAAUGAUACCAAGUGUUUCAGUCUUUGGGGUUAACCCUGCUCUUUUUUUAGCGUUACAAGAUUGUGCUUUGAGUCGUUUUUUCCGUCUGCCAUGAAGCGUGAUGGCGAACAAAGCCUGCGACAUGGACGAAGUCAGGGAACAGAGCUGGUGACGUCUGUCCCGAUGUGUCGGAGAGAAUGUUACGUCAGAGAUGACAGUUAAGAAGCUGUUGAUGUACCGUCUUUGCUAACUCUGACGCCAUUGGACACCAGACUGGCCUAGUGUGUAAACCAUAGACUGUAGAUAGAAUGAAGCCACCGCGAGAACAGCACCCUCUGGUGACGGUUUGCAGUAUAGGUCAUAAAUCCCGCCUCCUCCAGCGAUUUCUAUGGAGCUGUGGACAAACUUUAGAAAUUAAUGACACAGAAUAUAAAUGUUUCUCCCUCCUGGUUGUGAUGUUGACAUGUAGUUACUGUAAGACUGGUUUGUGCUCAAGUCCUCUUUUUUUCUGUAUGGCUAUGUUUUUAAAGGUUAUUAGGGGGUUCAUGUUUUCUAUGAUUGACACUUGAUACAGCCUAUGGGCGUACAAAGAUUGCGUAGCUAACCCGGGGGAUACGCUGACGACUCUCCCGCUGAGUGCCCACAACGCUACUGCGCAAUGUUGGUUUCAGGAAAUAGAAAAAAAUGCGUAAUUACCGAGAACUUUUCGGCUUCAAAUCUGUAUAAUGGCGGAAGGCGGAGCCAAGUUGUCCGUAGUUUAUACAGUUGUAGCAAUCAAGACAACCCUGGAUGUGAAACCCACACAUUCCUUACAGGAAAGUUUCCUUAUCUGGUCCCAGGAAACAGGAUAUAAAUCUUUCCAGACGUGUUUGCACUUUCAGGUUAAAUAAGUGACCCAACAGGAGGUUGACUAAACCUCUGACUCUUCACGAUUGGUCAAUUCGGAGAACAGAGACAGAGUUUUAUUACCUUUCAAACUGACUCCAUUUGCUGACCAUCUAAAUAAACAUUAACGUCUCAACCCAGAUCUCCCAUUUGAGAUUUAGUGUCUUAAAGUGUGUGAACAUACGGACCCUAGGAAAAGGGGGACACUGACCUCCAGACCUCGGUCGUAAAACCCUGCUCGACCAUACACUGAUAAAGACUGCAUUCCUUUGGUGAAAGAAUACAAAUGACUGAUCAUGACAUCUUAUGCAUUCAGCAAUUUACUAAUCUGUCUAAUCAUAAAAUUUGUGUUAAAAUGAGAUGUUUCCCGUUUUUCUAUGUGCUUCAGAAGCAGAGUUAUCUUAUCUGACAGAAUAAAUCCUUUAUUCUUUAGUUUCUUUAGACCAACAGCUUUUCAGACUGUUUCAUGAACUUUUAAGAGUUAAAUUUAUUGACUAUGAAUCCUAAGUUUACUCUAAGUAACAGAAAUAGUUUAGAAAUGUUUGGUUUAUAUUGUAGUUGUUUAUUUAGUAUUUUUAACCAUUAGGUGGUUAUAAUGUCAUUGAAUAACCUUAAUGUGAGUAUUUAGAAUCCAUUAUUAAUCAUGAUGAAGUUCAUUCACAUGUGUUUACGCUUUUGUUGUUUACAGUUUCCAUGUGUUACUGUCUGUUUCAUUUCAGAGUAAUUUAGCAUGUUCAAUGUGAUACUUAAAACAUAAUGAGAAUGUUUGAUGUGAUCCUACACUUCAUUCAUAUGUGUUUAGUGUCAAAUUAUUUGUCAUGAAACCAAGCAUUCAAUGAUAUUAAUCAUAGUGAGUGAGUAUCAGAUCUGACUCUUUACCAGCCAAAAGAAUAAGUUAGAUCAAAUAAUCAAAGACCACACGACCCCUCCUCUGUCUCCUCACACACACGCCGGAGCCACUCCCAGUGUGAAGAAGAUAAAACCAGUGAAGUCGGGUUGCUCAUUUUUUUUUUCUCUUAUGUCUCUUUCCUCUUAUGCUUCUGCUCUUCUGCUGACUCUCUUGUCCCCGGCUCUUAUGCCCCUUCUCUUCUGCCCACACCCUUCUGUGGUGCGUUUCUUUGUUUUCUCUUAGAACUUUUUCUUAGUCUUCUAAGUUUUACGCCACGUGUUGAUUCACGUUGAUUUUUCUUUAACAUCGUCUUAGUUCAAGUUUUGAAACUUCAACUUUUUGUGCACAUAGCAAUUCAAGAUUAAGCCUUUGAUUGAUUUUUCUUUAAUUUCGCGAAGCCAUUUUUGAAAGUUUUCUCUGCUCUUUGAGCCUCGUUUUUCUGAGUUUUCUGCGUGAUUCAAAGUCACCUCUGAACGCAACCCAGCAGGCCCAGGUCAUCCUCUGUGCCAGAGUUUUUAAGUGAGACCAAAGAAGUACCCAAACGAGCAUCCACAGGAUCCACAGGCGCUGGCUUUGCUUCGGGCCCGAGUGCUGCAACUCCUGGCUCAUCCUUCGGCUGACUUCAGUCGUCUUCUGAGCUGAACCGCUCGAACCGCCAGUAGCCCGGACCUUCGGAACCUGCUCCAUCUUCUCCAAGGACCAGUCUCACUUAAGUAUGCAAACCUCCAGAGCUCUAAAGAGGGCUGGUGCUGUCUCCUGCGUUCAUAGCUCAGAUAUCCACCUAUUUCUGGUGAUCUUAGAUUCCUCCAAAUCCACAUCCGAGUUUAUCUCGACACCAAAGUUAGUGUAGGUUAAUAUGUUAGCGCAUAUUCACUCACUAUCAUUAACUUUAGUGCUCCUAGCCUGACUCAGAAUCUUUAUUUAUUCACCUAUUAUUAUUUAUCUUCGUUAUCUUAUCAUCAUUUAUUGCAUGUGUGUUGUACCAUCAUUUAUCCUGUAAUAAACAGAUCAUUAUUUUUCUAAGUUCCUGUCUGUUAGUGUUCUUCCAGAAGUGGAGUCCCUGAAAUUAGAAUUUCGACUUAAGAUAUGAGACUGAUUAAUUAAGACUGAUUAAUUAAGACUGAUUAAUUAAAACUGACUUGAUGUUUGAUUUCUGAAUUAAACUUUUGUUUUCUUUAUUUUCCCACCAUUAAGGGUGGGUGGUGCCCCUUUCAACGAGUGCAUAAAUGUCAUAAUUUGAGAUUAUUAAUCUUCAGACAUUUAUUAUAAAUUCCAAUCGCCAAGUAUUAUUUUGGUGCGGCCUUGUGAGGCUCAUUUCAAAUCGCUACAUAUAUUUUGGUGCGACCGUAUGAGGCUCACUUCAAAUCACUACAUAUAUUUUGGAGCCCCUGCGUGAGGCGUUUCAAACAAAACUUCUGGAUACUAACAGACAACCUAAAACUUAGCCUUCCAAAUUGAUGAGAGAAACUUAUUCCCAGGCUGUUUUAGACUUAAUCACUAUCAAUGCUAUGCUUGCUGAAGUUGCUUGACUAAGUUCUGAUGUUUUCCUGAUCUAUGCAUAAAAGCUUUAUGCUCUGUGUUUCACACACUUUUGUACUACAUGCCUGUAGUCUGUGUUUGAGCUGGACAGCGUGAAUGGUUGUUCUGAGUAGCAGUGAGACUGCUUCUUCUGCUCUGUCUAGACUGUCCAAUAUUUAAGUGCACGAUUGUUGCGUCGCCGUACGCUUGUAUUUAAGGCCUUUGGCUGAACCCAGUGUUCGCGAUGCUCCGAGCUGUGGUUUCAAGCCCCUGAAGUCUCUGUAGUCUGCUACGAGGUUCUAGUAACUAUAUGGGAUUCAGAUUUCCUCCUUUCCCCUGACAGAUUAGCUACCUGUCACAGGAAACCACUGUAACAGUGGGAGGUUGUUGUUUGAUUGAAUUGAGACAAAAUUUGUGUUCACAAAUCGCCGCAUUUGUGAUUUUUAAGUUUGCAGUUGAAUCUGCUGUUGAGGGAUUUGUCACUUUGAUUCUUGUCUCUAUAGUCUGCUAUGAAGUUCUAGUAACUAUAUGGGAUUUAGAUUUCCUCCUUUCCCCUGACAGAUAAGCUAUCUGUCACAGGAAACCACUGUAGCAGUGGGAGGUUGUUGUUUGAAUGAAUUCAGACAAAAUCCGUGAUCACGAAUCACCGCAUUUGUGAUUUUAAAGUCUGCAGUUGAAUCUGCUGUUUAAGGAUUUGUCACUUUGAUUCUUGUUCCUGUAAAUGAUUUUAUUGAACCAAUCUGCCUGAGCAGAUGGUGUAAAGUUCUAUGUUUGAGGGUGCAGACGCAGCCUGCUGUGAAGAGUUAACCCUUUGUUGUCAGUGGAGAGACUGACCUUUUGGCCUUAAGUAGAUAAGGCCCUUCAAGGAGGCAGAGCCUAAAGGCCCCUUCCUGCAUACUUUCCAACUUCACAGCUACAAGAGGCUAGUUGGAUGACUGUUUCCUCUUCUCUUCUUCUUCUCCACUUGUGUUGAGCUUGUGCAGUUCUCCCAACUCCAUACUGCCCCACAUGGUUGCUUUUGGUAUUGAGCUAACACUGUUAUCUGCCUGCAGUAUCAGCCAGCUGUACUGCCUCUCUGUAGUCAGUGUGUAACACUCUACAGACAUAAUUCAAGUGAUUGACUUGGUUGAUGAAGUUUGAUGUGCUUAUUCUAAAUCAUUGAUCACUGAUUUUUUUGAUUUUUAUCUUUGUUAUAAGAGCCUACAUAAUGUAUUGAUAAAGUAACUCCUUGAAUCAAUCACCUGAUCUGUUGUUACUUAUUACACCAUUGAGCAGUUUUACUGUUCCCUAUAAUACAUGAAUGUAUUAACCCUCCUCAUAAGAUUAAUUAAUUAAUGAACAAAUUAAUUAAUAUUUGAAAUCUAUUUUACCAUUUCAGAUGAAUUUGGUAGUUGAACCUUUGGAUUUAUUGCAAUUUGUGAAUUAACUUCAGAGUUAAUUCCUUGAAUUGACAAUUUCAUUGAUUUUUCAAAUUCAUCCAACUGCAUCAGGCAGUUUAUUUAAUCUUUGCUGAUCUCUGCAACACGGAGACAAACUGAACCCUUUAUUCAAUGGUUCUGUAUCUGAUGUUAAAUUUAAUUUAACAUUAUUUCACCUUGUUUUAUUUCAGUUUUCAUUGAAAUGAACUUAACUUUAUGUUAUUUUCCUCUCCAUUAGAGAUCUACUCAGAUAGGCUCUUCCUCUUUAUCAAGCACUGAUAAAUUAAGUCGAUUAACCCACUUAAUUUGAUAUUUUGCUUCUUCCUUUGAUUUUAAGUCCACUCAAACUCAUCAACCAACCACCUGCACCUCUUUACCAAAACCAAACAUGCCUAACACAAAAGAGUCCAGCCAGGGAGACCCCCUGAGGGACAUACACCCAGUGUUGGCAAACUUGACUAGUCAGCUGAUACCUCAGUACAUGACUAAGAUUCAAAAGGCCAAACCCUCCAAUCCGGAGGAUGAAAUGGCUGACCUACUGGAAACAGCCUUAACCAUGACACUUCGUGACAAAGAGCUCACUAGACGCAUGUCUGUCGUGAUGUCUUCUCAGCUUGAGUAUAAAGACUACUUGCUGGAAUGCGCUUUAGCAAAGAUAAAGACGCAAAAAGAAGAAAACAGCGCUCUGAAAAAGACGCUAGAAGAGACUAAGAAGUCUCUAAGUGUUUUAGAAAAACACAGUGCCAGAUGUGAAGCGUCAAAGCUUCCCUCACUGAUAAGUCAUGAAGAAAAUCUUGAUCUUAAAGACAAGAUUGAAAGACUUAAUGAAACCCUUUACAAAAAGGAGAAAGAACUUGAUGACACGAAUAAGCAGCUUGCUAAGACCACAGAGGAUCUGAUACAGUCAGAAUCCCUACUAGAGCAAGCAACAGAAGAUGUAAAAGCUUUGAAAGCACUGGUCAAAGUGCGUGCUGAAGCUCUUGAAGUUAAGGAGAAGCAAACUUCUACCUUACAGCACCAGCUCCAGAUAGCUCAAAGACAGUUAAUUCUUUGUCAAGAACGGCAAGAAAAGACAGACAAAGAACUUGAAGAUGCCCAAAGAGAGUUACAAUGCUCCCUCCAGUCAGGUCGAGCCCAAAGAGAACGCAUGGAGCAAACUUUUCUUGAAGAAAUGAUAGGUGAUCAGCCUCCUGAGAGAGCGCCAUCACUUCCUUCCAAACCAACUCUUAAGUAUCUCUCUCAGCAUCAUGACAGGACCCUGCUUGACCCUGAGAGGUCAUCCUUAAACCAAGAGUCCUACUCUCCUCCCCAUGAUGGCUUCUUACCAUUUCCCUCAGAUAGGGAUCUUGACAAAAUUGCUCGCAUCAUAGCACGCUUUGAACCUGAGCACCAAGGUGCUACUGACACCUGCACCUACUUGAAAGACAUUGACUUUUACCUGCGGAAAUUUCCAGGUGCAACCACUGAUGACAAAAUCUACCUUAUUAAGGCGACGUCAAGUCGAGAGGUUAGCAGUUUCCUUGAACGACAGCCUUAUCAUGUCAGAAAUAAUUAUGACUUGCUCUGCCAAGCAUUAAUCGAAGAGUUUUCUGAUCAUUUGACCCAGACAGGCCUUUCUGCUGCUCUGUCUAUUAAACAAGGGAGAUCAGAACCUCCCCAACAUUAUUACAACCGCUUACGCGAAGCUUACUUUGGUUUCCGAAAUGAACCAGAAAUGGAGGAGGACUUGAACUUCAAAACGCUGUUCGUCCAGAACCUCCACCCUACCACCAGUCAUCACCUUGGUGUCUUAGCUUGUCCAAACACUUCGACUAGCCGAUAGCUUCGUGAACUUGCUGUAAAAGGUUUUGCCAAACAACGACAAACUUUGGCUAAGAAAGCAGAGCCCGUUACUCUCUUGGCUAUGGAGACAAAAUCACUGCCCAUGGAGCUGAAUGAAGCUUCAGACUGUGUUUUUUCAGGCUCCGAUAAGCCUCCAAAUGAGUGGUUAACCAGGCCUCCAAAACCUUUUCGACCUCAACAAACUCACAAAGGUCAAAGUUACACACCAAGGCCCAGUUCUGACACAGACCAAUGCCAGGUAAACUUUGAGACCAACUGUUGUUAUUUAGACUCCCGUCACGGUGGGUUUUAUCCCAGACAAAGGAAAAACCAUCAACACCGCCAAAGGGGGGUGAAUGACUGGCAGAAUCAGAGUAAAUCACACUCUCAGAAACGACGAUCUUAUUAUCCACCUCAAUCGGUUUCAUCCACUUCGAAGGUGCAUAAACAUGACAACUCAGCUAACCACUGAGAUUAACACUGUGGAGUCAUGAAGGUGUGAGUCCUGCGAAAGCAGAAGUCACCUAGCCAAAGCUAAAUGACUCCAAUAAGAUAUCCAAAUGCUGUGGUGAUACAUUGAUGACUGCAAUACCAGUUGCUGCUUUCUUUGUUAGCAUUUGUCUCUCCUUUGUCAAUAUAGUCAGCUUGUCAGCUGUCAAAUAUCCCAUGAACAGACUAAAAGCUGAAAUUGCUGUCACUAAGACUCAGAUUGACAAAUUUCAGACUCAACAGCAGAUAAUUAGUCAAACCGAUAAGAGCAUCAUCCCCAAGUUUAACAGACAAAGUUUAAGAGAAACUCUGUGCAGUAAACUUUUGAUGUUUGGGAUUCAGGUUGACUAUGCUCAUACACAGAUGGUUAAUAUGUCUAUAGCAGACAUUUCUUUUCCACCUAAGUCUUAACCAUUUUUGAAACUGAAAUUGAACUUUCAGACUUCUCCAGCAAGCAUGAAAAACAGCUAUAGCUUUAGAUCCAGUUAGCAUUCAGACUAAAGAGUGCUUUUCUAAGUCUCAUUAAUAUUGAAAAUUAGGAGAUUUUCUUUCACAUUAGUCUACCAAUAGUUAACUGAGAAGAGUCUAACAACUAGACGAUUUUAUUUGAUAGCUUAAUGCAUGCUUAAUUUUAUCUCAAAGCAGUACUAGUGAUUCACAUAGUGAUGACGAGACGCAUCAGUCCUAUUUGCAUACACCUGCUGCUGCUGCUUCAUGGUUGUCUACUCGUCGUCCCGAUGCUCCAUGGACAGGACCACCGUGACGAAGGGGGGACUGUAGCAAUCAAGACAACCCUGGAUGUGAAACCCACACAUUCCUUACAGGAAAGUUUCCUUAUCUGGUCCCAGGAAACAGGAUAUAAAUCUUUCCAGACGUGUUUGCACUUUCAGGUUAAAUAAGUGACCCAACAGGAGGUUGACUAAACCUCUGACUCUUCACGAUUGGUCAAUUCGGAGAACAGAGACAGAGUUUUAUUACCUUUCAAACUGACUCCAUUUGCUGACCAUCUAAAUAAACAUUAACGUCUCAACCCAGAUCUCCCAUUUGAGAUUUAGUGUCUUAAAGUGUGUGAACAUACGGACCCUAGGAAAAGGGGGGACACUGACCUCCAGACCUCGGUCGUAAAACCCUGCUCGACCAUACACUGAUAAAGACUGCAUUCCUUUGGUGAAAGAAUACAAAUGACUGAUCAUGACAUCUUAUGCAUUCAGCAAUUUACUAAUCUGUCUAAUCAUAAAAUUUGUGUUAAAAUGAGAUGUUUCCCGUUUUUCUAUGUGCUUCAGAAGCAGAGUUAUCUUAUCUGACAGAAUAAAUCCUUUAUUCUUUAGUUUCUUUAGACCAACAGCUUUUCAGACUGUUUCAUGAACUUUUAAGAGUUAAAUUUAUUGACUAUGAAUCCUAAGUUUACUCUAAGUAACAGAAAUAGUUUAGAAAUGUUUGGUUUAUAUUGUAGUUGUUUAUUUAGUAUUUUUAACCAUUAGGUGGUUAUAAUGUCAUUGAAUAACCUUAAUGUGAGUAUUUAGAAUCCAUUAUUAAUCAUGAUGAAGUUCAUUCACAUGUGUUUACGCUUUUGUUGUUUACAGUUUCCAUGUGUUACUGUCUGUUUCAUUUCAGAGUAAUUUAGCAUGUUCAAUGUGAUACUUAAAACAUAAUGAGAAUGUUUGAUGUGAUCCUACACUUCAUUCAUAUGUGUUUAGUGUCAAAUUAUUUGUCAUGAAACCAAGCAUUCAAUGAUAUUAAUCAUAGUGAGUGAGUAUCAGAUCUGACUCUUUACCAGCCAAAAGAAUAAGUUAGAUCAAAUAAUCAAAGACCACACGACCCCUCCUCUGUCUCCUCACACACACGCCGGAGCCACUCCCAGUGUGAAGAAGAUAAAACCAGUGAAGUCGGGUUGCUCAUUUUUUUUUUCUCUUAUGUCUCUUUCCUCUUAUGCUUCUGCUCUUCUGCUGACUCUCUUGUCCCCGGCUCUUAUGCCCCUUCUCUUCUGCCCACACCCUUCUGUGGUGCGUUUCUUUGUUUUCUCUUAGAACUUUUUCUUAGUCUUCUAAGUUUUACGCCACGUGUUGAUUCACGUUGAUUUUUCUUUAACAUCGUCUUAGUUCAAGUUUUGAAACUUCAACUUUUUGUGCACAUAGCAAUUCAAGAUUAAGCCUUUGAUUGAUUUUUCUUUAAUUUCGCGAAGCCAUUUUUGAAAGUUUUCUCUGCUCUUUGAGCCUCGUUUUUCUGAGUUUUCUGCGUGAUUCAAAGUCACCUCUGAACGCAACCCAGCAGGCCCAGGUCAUCCUCUGUGCCAGAGUUUUUAAGUGAGACCAAAGAAGUACCCAAACGAGCAUCCACAGGAUCCACAGGCGCUGGCUUUGCUUCGGGCCCGAGUGCUGCAACUCCUGGCUCAUCCUUCGGCUGACUUCAGUCGUCUUCUGAGCUGAACCGCUCGAACCGCCAGUAGCCCGGACCUUCGGAACCUGCUCCAUCUUCUCCAAGGACCAGUCUCACUUAAGUAUGCAAACCUCCAGAGCUCUAAAGAGGGCUGGUGCUGUCUCCUGCGUUCAUAGCUCAGAUAUCCACCUAUUUCUGGUGAUCUUAGAUUCCUCCAAAUCCACAUCCGAGUUUAUCUCGACACCAAAGUUAGUGUAGGUUAAUAUGUUAGCGCAUAUUCACUCACUAUCAUUAACUUUAGUGCUCCUAGCCUGACUCAGAAUCUUUAUUUAUUCACCUAUUAUUAUUUAUCUUCGUUAUCUUAUCAUCAUUUAUUGCAUGUGUGUUGUACCAUCAUUUAUCCUGUAAUAAACAGAUCAUUAUUUUUCUAAGUUCCUGUCUGUUAGUGUUCUUCCAGAAGUGGAGUCCCUGAAAUUAGAAUUUCGACUUAAGAUAUGAGACUGAUUAAUUAAGACUGAUUAAUUAAGACUGAUUAAUUAAAACUGACUUGAUGUUUGAUUUCUGAAUUAAACUUUUGUUUUCUUUAUUUUCCCACCAUUAAGGGUGGGUGGUGCCCCUUUCAACGAGUGCAUAAAUGUCAUAAUUUGAGAUUAUUAAUCUUCAGACAUUUAUUAUAAAUUCCAAUCGCCAAGUAUUAUUUUGGUGCGGCCUUGUGAGGCUCAUUUCAAAUCGCUACAUAUAUUUUGGUGCGACCGUAUGAGGCUCACUUCAAAUCACUACACAGUCUAUGAUGUAAACCCCGGGUAAAGAGGCUAUCGUCCUGAGGUUAGCGGCCGUGUAGUUUUGUUUUAGGCCAUGAGAGCAAAUUCUUUGAAUAGAUAAACAUAAAUACAACAUAUGCACAAAAAUGCGUAGAUAAAAGCAAAUCUAUCUGCAGCCUAAGAUGUGCUGAAUAUCUUUAAAUCUGCAGAAAUCUUCGUAUAAAGUACUUGCUGUUUCUUCUUGGUGGUUACCAGGUGGUUUUCUGCGACCUGCGUGUAAUAACAAAGGCUUUCUUGGCUGUUUUUAUUAUAUAAUUCUGUUAACAGCGAACAGAGUAAAGUUUAGUGGAAACAAACAUUAAAAAAGUAAUGAAUAAAAGAUUAAUGAGAGUCAAGAUUGGCGGUCUCCUAACCUCCUUUUGAUGAAUAUUCAUGUCAUGAUUCAUAAUUUUCUCCAGCGUUGAACUCCUGGAGUAAAAGAGAUUGAGGGUUUUGUUUUUUACUCGUGGAGCAGUUUAUCUAAUGAUGGUGUUUUCAGGAGGAAAUGUUCUUUUUCCUCUUCGGAUUCCCAGGGACCCGUGAUUUCCCAGAGGAUGAGAGUCCUCGAAGGACUCUGCUGCUAUUUUGGAGAGAGGAUUGGGGAAUGCAUUUAUCAGUUUAAUUUUCAUAAAGAGGUAAAUAAAUGCUUAAGUGGCUUUUUAUGAGCUGCUUCUCUGCUUUAGAGGCACUUAUCGUAUUCAUUCCUUCUAUUUUUACAUUUCUCAUCAAAGUCAGUGUGAUUUUUACGAGACAGUGGAGAGUUUAUCUUUUCCUUUAUUACCCAAAACCAUCACCGCUGCUCUUUAGAGCUUCGUAUUCAGAUGAUGUGAAAGUUUCUCAACUUUCCGAAGCUCUCGUAUCAAAGUUCAUCAAGUUCACAACAAACCCGCACAGGAAGAAAUACAGAAGUGAUGGAAACCGACGGGCUCACAUCCAGAGUAAACUGUGGAAAUCACAAAAACCAAACAAGGAGGCAAGAAAGCAAACGGAGACGACGGAUCGGUCGUUUCUUAUUUAGUGAAUUAAACUCCGUUUGUUUAAAGCUUCAAGUUUAUGUGUGACGGAAAAACAAGGCUGACGGCCAACAUCCACAAACACAACGCACAGCCACAGUUUAUCCUGCUAUUUCUGAUUUAAUGUGACAAUGACUGCCAGUGGUCUCGACCUUAGAGCUGCUGAAGGUCAUCAAGUGUUGUUAUUGUUGUUUAAACCUUCAGUUGUUCGGUUUCUUCUCAGCUAAAGAGGCUGGAAGAACGAAGACUGAAGACUAAAGACGCUUCUAUAAAAGGACCAUCAGGAGGACAAAGAUAAACGUUCGAUUAGAGCAACCAAGCUAACACUUUACCUCAAAUGUUGCUAGCUUGUUAGCUUUAAUGUGGGGUUGGCAGGAAUCCGUUAAAGAAGCGUCUUUUUUUGUGGUGUAUAAACAAAAAAACUGUUAAUAUCAGUCAACAGUUAUUAGUUAUUGAUGACAUUUGGUAAUAUAUCGAUAUCUCUGUGUUCUCUUAUGUCUGUGUCGUCAACAUUUCAACAUUUUUGAGUGGUCCGCUCUUUCUGACUGUAAACAAAGCCAUUCUCCGCCUCCCAAAUCUGAUUGGUUGUGAGGCAGACGCUGCUCCCCCGUGUCGUUCAGGAGCCCAAACAAAGUUAGCGUGCUACAAUAUCGGACAGUAGAAACCAACCAGAAAGUUCAGAAAAUUGUCUGAAUCCUCCUUUGGCCACGACUGCCGACACAAGCAAGAAAACAAAGUAAAUACCGGAGAAUAAUAGGAGCCUAAAAAGGAGGUAGACCACCUGGACAAGACCCGGGGACGCUUGGGGAUCUUGGUGACCCUGUAACCUUUCUGCUGGACAGGUAAACCACUUUAACAAAGUAAGACAAGUGUCUGUAACAGAAGUGUUUCUUGUCAAACGGACCUGCUGUAGCGUGUUGUAGCGCAAUCGCUAAACUGUCCUCCCUCGGGUCCUGGACUAUGUCACUUUAUCCUCGUUGUAGAAGUCCUGCAAACAUUGUGUUUGCUGGUAGUCUGUUGGCAUCUACAGUAGCACCAAUGCUUUUGACUUUCACCUUGACUGGGCAGGAGCGAGCAGGAGCGUCUGUUUGUGGGCGGGGCUUGAAGGGGAGAGGAGGAGCUGAGGGGAAAACUGGUUGGGAGGGGUAGAGUUUACAUUCAAGAUUUCUCCCAAAAACUGGAACUUCGUCAGAUCCUGACUACCCCACCUUUAAGCAUCUUUUUUCAAAAGUAGAUGCUGUUAAACUGUCCUGGAAACUUUGUCCCAAGUGGUAAAACAAACUUCCUCUUCACAGCAGAACCAGACUCGGUUAGCAGCCGUCUGCUUGACCUGGAAUCAGUUCCUAAAUUGGGGUAAAACUUGCUAACUGUGAAGCACUGAGGCUGUUAAGCUAGCACCCUGUUAACAAAGAAACUGUGGGAAACUUUGUUGAAACAGCGACACUUUAAUUGUGUUUCAUUUGUUGCCACUUUCAUAAUGUUUUGCAGAUGUGCAGUUUGCUCUUGUUUUGUAUCUGAUUUUGAAAUGGACUGUUAGCAUCUUUUGUUGCUUUCCCACGAUUUUAGGGGGAAACUAAAGUGAUCCAAGAGUAUAUCGCCCCAAUGGUGUUCAAGUGUGAAUACGCAACUGCUCUGCAACCUCAUGCAGUUUGCUCUUGUGUUGUGUCUGACCUUAAUCUUGCCUUUUAGCGGUACUUGAAGCCGGGAAGAUGGCUCAAAAAGCCCAGAUCUGCAGGUGCAUGUCCUUCUCCUGGAAAAUGAGGCCUGAAUUAUCCUAAACUUGCCUCCAAGUCACACAGAUCAGAAACUUACCCGUCUCACAGGGUGACUUUCUCUCCAUAUACAUUCAUUUGUUCCAGCGUCUCAUUGUGGCGAUAAUACACCUUGAGAGAGAGUUUCAAACCCAGCACGUUUCACCAUUACAUCAAAAGGUCUUGCUGAGAUUUCCCUGCAGAUCAGCGUGUCUGGUGUUUUAUCUUUUGGAAAACUCCUGAUGAGAAUUUAAAUCAAACUUCCGUCAGAUCGAGCUCAGCUUGGCGUCUGAAAGUGCCUUUGUAAAGAUGGAAAUGAUGUGGGAAAGGAAACGCAAGAGAAAAGAAAGAGAAGUAACAAAGCCCCAAAUAAAGUGGAUUACUUUUGGUUUCUGUAUCGAGCAAAACUUUUCUGUUUCUCAACGAUUUUUUUUUAUUUCUUUAAGGUCAUUUUUCACAAGAACUUUUUAUCACCGCUUUGACCUUUAUGCAUUUUUAUAGUGCUGAUGAUAGACUCAACUGCCCUCAUUCAGAAGGUCAUCAUCUAAAAGCUCUAAAUGUAGGAGGUGAUGUGGAUUCAUCGAGGCCACAAAGUGACAUUUACCAGGUAACGUGAAAGCAGGAUUUGCUUCAAGAUCGGCCGCUUAAAACCACUUCAGAGACAAAGACGGGCUGAGAAAGAUAAGGAGAUAACAUUUCUAAAGGGCUGCUGGGACUCUUUAAUGACGGAUCAAGACGUCAGGUCUGACCAGAAUAAAGACAUUACCCCAUGUUACCCGGGGUUCAAACGGAGGAUGAUGAACAAAAUUUACCGAACGUUUAUAUACACGGUGAAACUGAACCAAAGUUAGACUGGAUCAGGCGAUUUAAGUGGAAAAGUGUCUUUGUUUCAGUUUAGAAGGGUUAGAAAUGAUUUAUGACUGAGUACGUCACAUACCGGAACAAUCAAAAAAUGCUUUAGUGUUUGUGGAAAAUGGUGGAAACGUGGACUUUAUUCGAUGCAUUUAUGCUGGAACACCUCCGAGUGAACUGGAGUAUUUGCACAACACCUCGGCUAAUUCAGGACUGACUUCAGUGUGUACAUGAUCCACGAUGGAAGCUUUGUCCUUAACUACAAAGUUGUGUCUUAUCCAUCAUGAAUCCACUCCAUAAUUAGGUGAUAAGAUGUGUCCACUCCCCGUCCAGCUCAUUAUCUGUAGAGAUGCUUACCCGGGAUUUCCACCACAUCCGGAACGGCUCCGAUCCAGAAUGUCCAUGUAGAUUCUCAGUCAUCCAGGUCAUGGUUUUCUUGAAGACUCCAAAAUCAGGUAACUGGACUGUGUAGAGUUGAGAGACUCUACGCACUCAACUCUACACAGUCCAGUUACCUGAUUUUGGAGUCUUCAAGAGAUCCAGAAUGGCGUCAAUUUUCGCUGUCCACCAAUUCCUACCAGAUCCGUUUGUGAGGCAAAUUUUGUGACGGAUUGCGGACAGCAGGAAUUGCGAGAACUCACAAGAACCCACAGAUUCACGUACAAUCACGCGAUAACAAGUUGUCUUUAGCCACAUAGGCUAACCAUAUAAGCAGUAGAUUGUGUCCUUCCAGAGGAGGAAAUCUACUUCUAGACUUCUAGAAUCAGCAUCUCCUCAUCCAUGGUGUCAUCGGGGUGAAUGGACGUCUAUAAACAUUUCACUUGUUCGUCUUCGCCCGUUUAUCUGGUGUGAAAUACGACCCGCCUGAAAAGCCAGAUUUGUGUCUGUGCGAAAAGAUCCAAAAAUAGAACUCUGGCGAUCCGCAGCGGAACGGAAAGAAUCCGUUGGAAAUUGACACAUUAAUGCGAAUGGUUACGAUCCGCUGUGAUCGGCGGUUACGGCCUUUUCGUGGUGGAAAUUGGGGGUUACAGCGCAUUUCCCUUAACAGACGCAAACAGGAGCAAACUGCACAUAGUAGGAAAGCUCUGUUUGUUGGACCUUGAGUUGGAGCAUUUAGCAGGGCCUUUUAUAAUUACCGUAAAAUCCGGAAUAUAAGGACAGUAAAUUACUGUAAAUAUAAGACACAGUUUGUUUAUGGAGGCGCCUUGUAAGUGUGUCCUUGUCCUUGUCCUUGCAAAUGAUCGGACAGGUACUUGUCGACCUUUUUCCACGGACUGACAUCUAACCUGACUUACUGUCUGAACCGCACCGACGGAGUUAACACCGCCCAUCUGGCACUGCAGGCAGAUCAAAACAAACACCAAAUAUGGCUUGACCCCGGAGAGCGAGAGAGAGGAAAGUAACGCCAACCUUUAGCAGGAAGACUAACGGUCAUGGGCUGGAUCAUCUCAGCUGUCAUUUACAGCUCAGGGUCCAGAGCGUUUCAAAGUAUUAACUGGAUUAGAACAAGUCCACAGGUUAUCUGCAGAGAGGACUCAGUCGGUCCGGCUCAUUCAUGCGUCCAGCAGGGACUCCCGCCCGGCAGCGUGUAACAGAGCGUAUUCUCCAUCGCAUGUCUUCGUAUAAACAAGUGCUGAGUCAUGGAGCCGCCUGAAGCUGUGGGGUGUCAGCAGCUUCAACAUCAGGGACUAAAUCCUGCACGGUUAAGACCCGGUGAAUCACAUCAGUCUGCUUUCAUUCAAGCUUUCUCCUCUUCUGUAUCAGUUUGGGAAACACGUCGCUGGUAGUAGAGCGGGGGGGAACAUGUGCGACACUGCAGGUCUUUACCUUCAACACCGAGUCAAUAAUCAUCUUUUAUGAGCCGUAUUUUCAACCUGCAGAAACAGACAUUUGUCGUCGAUUUGCAUGUGCAAACACCCGCCACUUAAAACACACAUAAGUGAAUUUUCACCCAGUGAGGCACAAUUACAGUUUGCAUAAAGCUGCAGUGUUUAUAGGUUUAUUAUCACGCCAUAUCAACAUUUUAGUACUCAGACUCAUAAACGACUGAUAAUUACAUACAUACACAUACAUGCCUUGGCCACUUCUGUGAAUCCCCAGUGUUCGGUAGUAACGCCGAUACCUUAUUCAGUAACUAAUACUGUAACACGUUGUUUUUCAAUUCAAUAACUCUGUUUCUGUUCCUUAUGGUCAGGUUUUAUAUGGCAAACAGUUCCCAUAACAUUUUAGCGAUCAAUAAAGUUUAAUUGGAUUAGAAAAACAAAGCACUUGUCCCUCUGGUGUCACGCAUGUAAUCAAACCUGCGCCAUGCCUCCGUGGAGAUACUCACAUUAUUUUCGACCCAACAGCAAAGGGAAAAACGACAUUUCGGUAACAUGUAAACUGUGUCCUGGAUCAAAAAUCCAGCGACCGACAGCAACAGCAAUCUACCGAAGCACCUAGAGAAGCGGCGUGCUUCAACAAAGUUAGCAGCUAAGGUAGCUAACCGCGACCGAGAGUCACAGCAGCGAGCACACACCCACUUCACUCAAGUAGCAGCAGUUAGAGUUCAAAAGACGGACACAUAGACAGGCACAACUUGAUAAAACAACAGCAGGGUAUGUUAAAUUGUUUAUUUGGAUCAUUUUUUAGCGAUAUCAGGCUUUUUUUCCAAGAGUCCGAUGGAAAAACUUUGUUGUUAGUGUCGAGGUUUGUGUUGGUGCACAACGGAUCGUAUCACUCGGAUGAUUAGAUUCAGUGAUGUGGAUGAAUGUAAACGGUUGUUUUAACCAACAGUUUGUUUUAUUCAGCAUCAGUACAGAACUGAAAAGACUCUAGAGGGGAACUCAGUCAAUCUUUAUUUAUCAAGAGCAUCAGAGGAACGUUUUACAGUAACUAAAUAAUUACUUCCUCAGAAACGAAUUACCUCUUUGGUUUCAGUAGCUGAGUUACAAACUUAGUUACUUUAUUUACAAAGUAAAUAGUAACUGUAACUACUAGACACGCCCCUGCCCCCUGCUGUCACUUCUUCUACAUAGAUUUAACCACCGUUCUCAAAAGGUUUUGACCAAUCACAAGCAAGUAUUUAACCCAGACGAGUAAUAACAGAACUCAAGAGAAGAGGAAGGAUGAAUCUAUUUAAUCUGAUUCUAUAUUUUAAAGAGCUGAACCAGGAUGAAUGUUUGGGGAAUCUACUCUAGAGUUGACAGUAAGUCCCGUGUUGGAGGAACUAUUUAGACUUUAAGAGUGACUCUGUAUUUUAAUGAUGACAAAUGUGGUUUUUGAGCAGCUGUUUUGUGUUGUUUCUGGUGGUAUAUUUGGAGCAGACGAGUUUUAUCUGCAGAAAGUCUAAACCGCUCUCACGUCUGUUCCUGCAAACGUCUUUAACUCGACUAUCUCUCUCAUCCUGAGCGUUCGGUUGAGUUUACAUUUUGUGCAGCGGGGCCUCUUCUUGUUUUCUUUAUGGCAACCUUGAAGCUGAUGGAUCACUGUGUGUGUGUGUGUGUGUGUGUGUGUGUGUGUGUGUGUGUGUGUGUGUGUGUAUGUGUGUGAGCAGGGGCUGUAGGCCGGUCAGAGGUCACAUUUUUCUCAGACACACUGUCCGCAUCACACAUUAAUAAACAUUGUGUGUUUAUCCGUGAUGUGCUCUUGUGUGCAUGUGUGUGUGUGUGUGUGUGUGUGUGUGUGUGUGUGUGUGUGUGUGUGUGUGUGUGUGGGUACAUGCGUCAGCAGUGCUUUUGUGGCCUUCUGCAGAAUCACAGACUGUCACACUGAGGACUGGAAAUGGCUCUCACUGUUUAGUUUCAAUCAUUCCCUUAGUAACCUCGGUAACACACACACACACACACACACACACACACACACAUUUGUACCUUUAUGCAACUGAGGAAGACAGUGUGUUAGACGUGAACCUGGGCGAGGUGCCAUAAAUGUUUCUUAUGUUUCUUAUUAUGGCCACUAGGGGGAGACUCCACUCGUUCCAAAGAGAAACUCAGAAUAAAAGAAAAUGAGACUGAUAGAGUAUUUGGUCGAAAUCUGCAGAUUUAAAGGGACAUUCCGGCGUAAAAUUAAUUUAGGGUCAAACACACCGUAACACUUUGUUAAUUUUUCACUGGAAUAUCCCUUUAAGCUUCCUUCUGGUUGGCUAAUUACUCUGAAGAGACCUAAACCAGCUACACUUGAGUUAAACUCUAGCCCGGUGUGUCGAUAGUUCCCAGAUUAGGACAGAUUUUGUACCCCACAUACAUUUACGAUGACGAAGAUGAUGACUCUGAGCUUUACUCGCUUUUGUUUUCCAUCGUGAACAUUAGUUUAUUUAACUCAGUAAGAAGGUUUAGUAAAAUUCAUACGUGCUGCAGUUGGCAGUUUCACCACUAGGUGUCACUGUUGCUGGUUUACACUAGUUGAUGGUUUUACCAACUGUUGAUAGUCUACGCUUGAUGUCAUUAUUGUUAGUUUACUCUGAUUGGCGGUUUCACCAGUCGACCUCAAUGUCGUUAUGUACGCUAGUUUCAUUAGUUAAUUUUUGUUUACGAUGUUUUUAGUUUAAGCUAGCUCGUAGUUUCAUAACCCGAUGCCACUGUUGCUUCGUUACACUGGUUGGCAGUUUUGUCACCUUAGUUUUGUUGUUUAUGCUAGUCUUGUUCUUAACUUGUUGUUUGAAGUAUUGUUUACGUUAAUUGACGUUUUUGUGACCAGAUUUUACUGUUCUUAGUUUAUGUUAACUGUAGAAAAAAAUGCGUUCAUCCAAUCACAAUACUUUGUCAUAUUUUGCCUUUUUGUUGCCAUUAGCUGGUUAAUAUCAGCUUCCUGAAGUUAUUUACAGACGUUGGGAUAUUUUUAAAGUUAAAAUGUCAUUUCUACGAUGAUACUUUAGUGAGCUAAAAAAAACAAACGUGCCCGAAAUGUUUUGUUUAGGCGACUUUUGUGGGUGUUACUUUUUACCCAGCGAUUUAUAUGAGAGUUAAAAUGAACUGCAAAUCAGAAAAGUGCUAGCAUUUGUUAACUUUUAGUAAUAUUUCUCCUUUUUGCACCAAAAAACUGAACGCCGUAAUCUUGACUUUGAUGGUUAAAUCAGAGUUUUUAUGUCCAUUUUUGUUUACGUCACGCUUAAAUCAUCAAAAAAAAUAACAUUUGACUUUGUUGGCAACAUAUCAGCUUGUUAAGAUGUCUUUUCCCUGCUAAGAGAAGAUGAAUUUGUUCAACCCAGACUAUGUACAACAUGACAUUUAUCUUGGAUUACCUGAGAGCAGCGCUGCCUUUGUGUGAUUGGUAAAGGUGGAGAGCUGAGGACAGCGGGAUGACAUUUACUCGAGGUGAAUGUUUGCUACUACGUGGUCAGCAUCUAGGUCACCCAUUAAACCUCACAAAAACACGCUUUUACAAACAGCGUAUUCAGAGGGACAUCAUUUGUUCGGAGAUUCUUCUCGUCUGAGGUCGCUGAGUGCAUCGAUCAGACAGACUGUCAGUACAAUGGAAAAUCCUUCCUCGAAGAUCUGUACACUCACUGUUGAAAUAUUCAGGACAAAUGUGGUCACUGUUUUUUUUUUCCUUUUUCAUCCUGAGACGACUGCUCCCACUCUCCUCUGAUCUCACCUACGGGCAGAAUCCUGAAAAAGGUGAAACACCAAAGAGUCAGACCGUGUUUCUAGGAUUUUAUUGAAAGCAAAACCAAGUAACAGAUUCUUACUAAAAAGAAAAGAGUUCCACUGUACACAACGUGGUCAGAAUGUAAACUAAUUUAUUGGUUAAAAGAACAACGGGUAUUUUAUGAAAACUUUUUAGUAUCUGCAUGUCCAUUUUGUGGACAAAGUAGGCUAGAUGGAGCUUCAAAUAUGGAAAUUGGAACUACAAAAAGAAUUUAAAUGCACCAACAUUGUUUUUUCUUCUCAUCAUUGACAUGGCUCAGAUUCUUUUUAUUCAAGAAAAAUUUCAUUGAGGUCAUUUGAUAUGAAAAAUAUAAAAUUUUGUGUUUUUUACCAAUACAUUUUUUAAUUAUCAUUUUUUUAGUGGUCAGGGCUGAAGUGGUUUAAGAGAUAUGAGUUUAAAAAAGUUAAAAAAAAAAAGCUAAAAAAUAAUUAUGUUAUAAACACUUAUCUGCAUGUCGGUUUUGUGGACAAAGUAGGCUAGAUGGAGCCUAAAAUAUGAAAAAUUGGCAUGACAAAAAGAAUUUAAAUGCAGAAAAUUUGUUUUUUCUUCUCAUCAUUGACAUGGCCCAGACUCUUUUUAUUUAAAAAAAAAAUUCAUUUAGGUCAUUUCAUAUAGGAAAUACGGCAAUUCUUGUGUUUUUUUACUGAUAUGGCCCAGUCUUUUUUUAUUUUCAAAAAAUUAAAUUGAGGUCAUUUUAUUUGAGAAAUAUAAAAUUUGGUGUUUUUUGUCAUUAAAGAUAGCAGUGACAUGGUGCACAAAAACUAUCAUAAAAGGGGUAAUACAGCAAAUUUUUUGAUUAUUAUUAUUUGAAUGGUCAGUGCUGAAGUUGCUUAAGAGAUAUGAGUCAAAAAGAAGUCUAAAAAAAAGUUAAAAAAUGAUUAUUUUAUCAAUACUAAUCUGCAUGUCCAUUUUGGAGACAAAGUAUGCUGAAUGGAGCUUAAAAUGAACAGGAACUGAGGGUUAACCACCACAUAGAUAAGCAGAAAUGAAAUCAGACGUUAAGACCACGUAGACUUCAUCUUUACUUCAAAUAAAAAGACACAAGAGGAACUUAAACUGGCCAGCUUGACAGAAAAAGUUUCACUUUUAUUAGUUAAUAUCUGCCUCAUGAAUUCACUAAAAAAAGCACAGCAGCUUCUGAUGGAUAAACCAUGUUGACUGGAGACUCUUAACGAGUUAAUUAAAGCCUCGUUUAGUUCAAAUGUCGCUCACCUGGGGUCUGUCUGAACCAUGUUUUCUCUGUGUUUUUCUCUAAGCCAUGACAAUAACCCGUUUAAAAGCCCACUUUGAGCCUGCGCCCGCCUGAAUCCCACUUAACCUCGGUAAUGCCCAUGUUGGACGUCUUGGCUUCUUAAUCCGUUAAUCCUGUAAGAAGAAAAACAUCAAACCUUUUAUUUUCCUUCUUGGAAAUUAACUUUCUGUUUUAUAAUGUUUGUGGUUGUGGCUGCCUGAGAAACAGAUUUUUUUUUAUCGGGCUACCUUGGGGAUGGAUGUUGGCCAAAGAGCAGCCUAGUAUUAAAUUAGAGUAGCUGGGCUCUGUAAGUGCGAGGUCAAGGAGCUGAAAACCACGUUUUAAAGACCACUGCUGACGAGCUGUUAAUUCAGAAUGAGCCGAUAAUUACUCAGACAUAUGGAUAUGUUGCAUUGCUUGUCUUUGUGUUUGGCUAAGAUAAAGACGAAGCUUCAUGUUCUCGGUUUUAACUCCGACCUGUUUGCUCUCGAAGACUGAACUUCCUCUGCACAUGGAUCAGGUACAUAUUUGCCCGUGAAGGUCGUGUUUGUUCAAGGAGUUCACCUGCUCCUCUUCUUAUCUUCUCAUUCUUCUAUACGAGUCAAUACGGGUGUGAAAGCCGCUCACAUGAACAAAGAGGUACAGGUUUGCUCUAAUCAUUUAAACUAACUGAUCCAUGGUCUGAAAAAAAGGCGUGAACACACACAGAGAGAGAAAAUCUCUGAAGAAGAACGAGUUUUAAAGCAAACAGAACUUGAAGAGAGAGUUUCACUUCUUCACACUUUGUCUUUGUUGAUAUACACCCCGCUGAAACAUGGAUGGAUAAAUAAAGAGCAGAAUGACAGGGUGAAGGGGUGAUGAUGAACGGUUAGCAGAUAAAAGAUGGUCUGAUGUUUGGCUGAAUGGAUGGAUAGACGACAAAUUAUUGAACCAAUUAUUGAAUGAUAUAAAAAGAUAGAUGGAUACAUGGAUGGAUGGAUGUAAAGAGGACAAAUGUAUGGAAACAUAGAUGAUGGAUGGAUGGAUGGAUGGAUGAUGGACUGAUAUAUGGAUAAAUGGAUAGAAGGUUGUUUAGAUGACCAGACAGAGAGACAGACAGACAUUAGGUAGAUGGAUGGAUAGAUGGAUAGAUGGGUUAGUAGAUAAAUAGAUGGAUGGAUGGAUGGAUGCUCAGUUGGAUGAAUAGAUGGAGUGAGAGAUGGAUGAAAAGAUAGUUGAUGAGAUGACCAGAAAGAAAUUAGUUGAUAGAUGGAUGGAUUGAUAGAUAAAUGGAUGGAUGGAUGGAUUGAUAAAUGGAUAGAUGCUUGGAUGAAUGGAUGGAUGAACGGAUGGAUAGAUGGAUUAGUAGAUAAAUAAAUUGAUGGAUGGAUGCUUAGUUGGAAAAAUAGAUGGAGUGAGAGAAGGAUGGAAAGAUGGUUGAUGAGAUGACUGAACAGAAAUUAGGUAGACGGAUGGAUGGAGGGCUAGAUAGAUAGAUAGAUAGAUAGAUAGAUAAAUGGAUAAUAAAUGAAUGGAUGGAUGGAUGGAUGGAUGGAUGGAUUGAUAAAUGGAUAGAUGCAUGGAUGAAUGGAUGGAUGAAUUAAAAGAUAAUUGGAUGGAUGGAUGGAUUAAUAGAUAAAUGGAUUGAUGGAUGGAUGGAUGGAUGGAUGGAUGGAUGGUAUUUCUUCUAAAUUUUAUUAAGAUCCGGCUCUGUGGUUCCGGUUUGGGUUCAGGUUAGGGUUCGCGUCAGGUUGAGGUGCCAGAACAAAAACUCUUUACCUGAACUCUCAUCACGAUUUCACAGACUCUCACAGACUGAAGAGGUGAAGAUGAGACCACCCCCCACACAUACCCUUCCCCUCCCUGUCUAGCUGUCACAUCCAUCAGCGGAGAGCUGAAAGUUCAGCAGCGGGUCGAUUUGUGGUAUUCAUGCGAGUCACAAAGAACUCAAAAGUCAAUAUGUCACUCUGCAUAUUUCUGAGGACGUAUUGAAGACUCCUGUCCUCUGAAGGCCCUCACAGCUCUCCUCCCUGUUAAAUCAUUAAAACCUCACUCUAUGAUCGGAGAGACGUGCACAAAGUGUGAGGAAGAGCUGCCUUCUCUGGUAUUAUAAACAUGUAGAGGACUCCAUAAAGACGCCUGGUACUGGAGCAGUGUGAAGUCAACACUAAUAUAAUGUUAAUGGCACAUUUUGAUUACUAACAUCAUCAGUGAUUUUCGAGGCCAUUAAAGCUUCGCCGUGUUUCCUGUUACCGCGCUCACUUCAGCCUGUCUCCAGCUCCAUUUAAUCCAAUUCCAACGACAGGCUGCGACAGCUAUUAGACCUCAUUACGUUUGCGUCACAUCCCAGCGGACCGGCUGAGCGAGUCUGAACGUGCCCCUCCUCGGGGGCUUCUCACUGGGAUACAUGUUGAGGAUUAGGCCCUGUGGGUCCUGGAGCUCCCAGUACAACCAUUAUGAGGAGUGAUCCAUUUAGAGAUGGGAUUGGAAAAUUCUAAGGGUGUCAAGAAACCACUUUUUUACUUCUGAUACAAUACCGACAGGGCUCGACAGUGCGACCAUUUCACUCUCAUUUGCGACUAAAAAUAGAUGUGUGGGAAUUGUAAAAUGUAUUUAGCGGCACAUGUGCGCAUAAAAACAUCGGCUGAGGUGAAGUUAGUUUUAGGUUGGAUAUCCGACGGACAUUCACUGCGGAUCUAGCAUUGUCUUCGCACUCUCCGUAACCGAGAAUAGCAACAGCAGCGCGAUUAAAUCUACUCUGCACCCUCGCUGUCAACAUCGGAUGUUGAAUAAGGGACCGUCAAUAAAUUACCGGUUGAUGUUCUCAGAAAAGGCUGUUUUCCUUCAAUAGCUUCCAUGUCAUGUGACCAAAAGACCUAAAAUUGAUUUAAAAUAAUAGGAAAGUCGACCAAUAAGACGAACAUUAUUUGAUAAAUUUUGUCCCUAAAGUUCUUUGUGUGCUCCUUGUGAAAAAAGUUAGUGUCAAGCCCUGACCGAUAUCGUAGCCUUCAGUAUCGGCCGAUACAGAUAUUGAUCCGACAUUAGCGCAAACUUGUGCAUGACAAGUUUUGCACUCAGCUGCAAUCUCUUUUUUGGAUUUUAACGAAAAAUACUGCCACACGGCCAACAUCACUCCUACUCCUUGCUACUUUGUUAGUACCUGGAUUUGGGUGCUGCUAGAUAGAAUUCCUGGAGCGGAGUCUGGAAUGGACCACUUGUAUCAGAGUGCUGAUAUCAGGGAUUUUAGAUGCAGGCCGACAUAAUCCAGUAUUCUUUUUUUUCAUAUAUCAGACCAAUAUGUCAGGACAUCCCUAUAAAAUACCAAAAAUAUAUCCCUCUUUCUAAAAUUGAGCAUGGUGCUAGUCCAGGCAGGCCACCUUCCCCUCCUUUACACGCUGCGUCUGAUUUUACUAAUAUUAGCUGUAUUGCUCAGGAGUCUUUGCUGCUGCUCUCCCCGCCUCAGGCUUCGCAUUCCCACCAGUGUUGCCAACUCCUCAGUAAGGAAAGUCGCUAGUGGCUGUCGUAAAUGUCGCUAGAUGACGUCAUCGCCCAAUUUGCAUAAUUUCUCAGUCAAACCCUUCCGCGGGGUGUCUAUAUGUGUCUGUGUGACAUCGAUACCUGCGUUCAUGUUAGAGUCUCUACACUCCAGCAGAAGUCGCUAGAUUUGUCGCUAGGCGCUUUUUUGGAAAAAAGUCACUAGGGGGUCUGAAAAGUUGCGAAAUCUAGCGACAAAGUUGCUAGGUUGGCAACACUGAUUUCCACAAACUCACGUGGAAAUGCUGGGAAAAUACAAUGUAAACACAUUUAUUGUUACAAGGUCUAAAUAAUCUCCAAAUCGGCUCGAUUAAAAAACUGAUAAUUUCAAGAUAAAUCCAGAUGCAUUGUUAUUAAUCCUGUAACACAGUCAUGCAUUUUGUUGUGAUUGUGCUUCUCUUUCCAUGUUGACAAUGAUAACAGAAAACUUCCUCCUUUACUUUGAAAACCGUCUCUUCAAGGUGAAAAACCUCCCAAGGGUGACGAACUGACAUGACCCAGUUACAUCAAUCGCCGGUGACAGGCAAAUGCCCUUAUCUCGGAGAAUUGUGGGUACCUCGCCGAAGCUUUGAUAGCACCUGUUCUUUCACUUAACACAACCUGAGAGUUUGACCUGGAUGUGUCAGGCAGUAAAAAAAUCAUCUCAACUUUUUACCCGGUGAAACAAGGCCGGAGGCUUCGCUCGGUUUCACCUCGCAUCACGGUGGAGAGACAAAGUCGUGAGCAGAGAGAGAGAGAGAGGAUGUCAGAAACUUCAGAGACAGAAAACUUACUUUGUUAAUAAUUCAGACUUAUUAAGUGGCUCUUUGUCGGUGCAGGCCCCUGUUUGUGUUCAGCUUUUUAAAUCCACAUUAAACUCAUUAUUUUAACCCUUCAGGCACUUUUUUAAAACAUUAAAAAGUCACUUUAAACAUCAGGCGAAAACUUAUUACCAGGUUUACCUAAAUUGCAUACACAGAGGAAUCAUUGAGCUAAGUUUAAAAAUCUGCUUAUCAAAAAUUUAGCUGUUUACAUCACGUCUAAAGUGUCUUUUAUGAAAAGUUCUUUAUUCUGUUUCAAAAAUGUUCCAUAGUUAGUCUCUGUGGAGGAUCUGCAGCCUCUCAGUUUCUAACCAAAGAGUGAUCCAAUCAGGGAUAACAAGUGGCUGUAGAGGCGGAAAAACACCAACAAGGAAAAAAAAAAUGGCGAGUGCUCCAGAAGAAUUCAGACUGUCAAUGUUCUUAUGUAAACUCAUUAGAUUUCCUUUUUUCGGGGCCAAAUCCGACCCACAAGCAGCCUCUAACGGCUACAAUUCAAACGUGUAUAAACUGAAAAUAUAGAAAAAGACGCUAGCUCGUAAAAAUGUCGUUAAAAAAGUUCAGAGGCGUCACUUCAAAAAACGCUCAACUUUCUGAACUCACAAGACAACACAUGCUCUCCAGUAACUGGGAUCUUUUGGCCUGGAUUACCUUCUUUGAUUAAAGACCUCUACCUGAUUUGUUGCAUGAACAUAUGAUCAUAAAUGUUCUUCCUUGAGCUGCGGCACCCCGUUGUAGUGCGUAACGGACUGGCCUGAGGUCUCGCUACAAACAAGCGGCUGCUGGAAGAGAGUAGGUGAGUUGUGUUUAGUCUCUUUUGAAGUUAGGUGCUGUUCUGAGCAUUAUUUGUGGCUAUAGAGCGGCGUUCUGGUUGAGGUUUGUUUAUGGCUCCUCAGACCGCUGUGUAUUGCUAUCGUGCGGUCAUCACUAAAGUUGGUAAAACUAGAGAAGCAAGCGGUCGGCAACAUUCAUCUCUGGAGGGGGGGUCUAACUCGGUGAUACAGUGUGUUUGACCCUAAAUUGAUUUUGCGCCGGAAUAUCCCUUCUAAAAGACCGUCAACAAUCAGAGAAACUGUUAGCAUGCUCAUUUAAAUCUCCGUCAUGUGUCUGUAUUGUUAUUUCUUCUGUAUAAAAUGAUCUUCUUCUAUCACUUCCUGCUGAUUCUGAACUUUCUCUCUUACUCAGACAGUUGUGUAUUCGUGGUGAGUCACUCUCCAUCCAGACAAACUUUGCAGACAUGGAGGUCAUGUGCGCGUCUGAGGAGGACAGAGUUUUUCAGAGUGAAAAUGCCACCUCAUCCACAGAGAGUGAGCGACGUGAUCCGUUUUCACUUCUCUGUUUUGUUUUCGUCUGCAGGCGGUUUCCUCCGCGGCCAACAAAAGCUGUGGGAGCGAUUUCUGUAUUCACAAAUAAACGCCUCGGUAGAAAGCGUCUCAAAGCGCCUCGCUGGCUUUCAUCUCUGCUGAGUGCGUCCUCUGACUCGUAAGCAGCAGCUGAGCACACAGCGGCUCUCUGUGGUCGCCGAUCAAUAACCAUUUCAAGCCCCCGAGUUUUCUCAAGCCCUGCCGAUUUUCAUGAUUGAUCCUCUAAACACCAAUGAGUGUGUGUGUGUGUGUGUGUGUGUGUGUGUGUGUGUGUGUGAUUAGUGCCUUAGCAGUGGGGCGGUCUGUGUGUCCUUUGUGUCAUUAGAGCGUUGGAUAGAACAGAGUGAUGACUUUGUUUAGAGAAACACCAGGACACCAGAUCCCCAAUAUGAAAGCUGCAGUAGGAGUUUAAGUCCUCCACAUCUGAGUUUUCAUACCACACGGGUGCGUCAGCAGACAGGGUCAGUUGCGGUACGUUUGCUUGCUUGAGCCAAACCCUGCAAAGAUCGGAAAUGCCGACAGCAGAUGUUGUAGGAUCACAGAAACUGCUUUAAAGAGCUCAGCGAAGUUUUAUUACGGCGCAAACUUCAACAUGGUGCAUGGAAAUCAACCUGCAUUUGUCAUGUGGCGUGCUGAUUUCGGAUCCUGAAUACUGCGUUUUGGCUGUAGCUGUUAAUCAAAUCUGCACUUUAGCUUUGGUACGAUGUAUGAUCCCGAUUUCAGGUCUAUAUGUAUCUUUAAAAAUCUGUUUGAUUAACUCGUUAAUAGGCAUGUGCCAAUAUGAAAAAUUUGAUAUCACGAUAUUGGUGGCCCAAGAUAUCACGAUAUUAUCACGAUAUUAUCAUGAUAUUAGCACAUUGCUUUUAACGUUAUUAAAAAUGGCAAAAAACUGCGAAACCACUUCUCUGUGCACAGCAUGACACGCACAAACAAUAUGAGCAAGAGGCAGCUAACGCGACAUUGGGAGCAUUAGCCUUUUGGAGCUAAAGUUAGCAGAAACGUCACUAAUGCUGUCAAUAAUAAGCAGGAAAGUAGACCAAACUUGUUGCGGUCACGUUGUUUUUACCUUGAUUUGAUGCUGGGUGGUGUUCACAGAGGUGGGCACGUAGGUUUGAAGUGUUAGACAACAGCGCUGCAACUUCCUUACAGCAUAACCUGCAGAUUGGUGUCAGGUUUACCUGCUCCGUCUGUUUUGUGAAGCUGUAAAACGUCCAUACUGCAGACGAAACCUUUUUAAUAGGAGGAUACAGCCGGGGCGUUUCAUCAUUCUCAGUCUCUGACUGUUCUUGGUCUGGUGUUAUGCUGUAGAAUGCACCCCUGCCAUAGAAUGCACCACUGACGGGAGCGCGGUUGAAAGUACAUAAUAAGGCGAAAUAAUCCAAGUUUUUCUCACCGUUGGGUGGAUUUUAAAGCGUGUGCCUUCAACGAUUUCAUUCAGACUAUUCAGAUUAGCCGAAAACAAUCGCCCUCUGAUGCAGAAUAUUUGUUGUCCUGAAAAUAUAAUGUUCUCUACAUUGACAGCUUACUGUACAGUUUAUGUACCCAAGUACGUCUCUAUAUGUGCAUUUUCGAGACACAUGAAAACAGAACAAACGUUUGCCGCUCCACUUGACAUUUUGUCAUGAUCCAAUACUCGUGUUUUUAAAAUAUCAGAUCAUAUCUCCUCCACUUUGAAGCUAAUUAGCAGAUGGGAUGCAUUGUGGACACGCUCCAACAGUGCUUUGGGUGGCUGCAAUGCAUUGUGGGUGGCCACGCAUUUUGUUGUAAAAUUUCUUCAUUCUCUCUUUUUAUUUUCCUGUUUUUGUCAGGCUGACAUUAAUGUACUUAAUUCGAGAGUUUGUUUUGGAUUUGGGACUACUGUGUGGUGGUUUGUUUUUACAUUUUGCCACCGAGGCUUUGACACCGUGGGUAAGACUACAAGCGGGUUAGGUUGGUAAGUACUCGGCUUCGUUCACCUCCGCUGAGUGAUGCUGCCAUUCGUCUUUAGAUUAUAAUUGUGGAACGAUUUUUACAGUACCUUACGAUUUCAUCAUCGCAGCCGUUUAAUAUCACAUAUUGCGAUUAAACCGUAUAUCCACAUCCCUUAAUCUAGCACCGAUUUACGCGGAUCACAAGAUUUGAUCGUCGAGUCGACCGAACUCGCAUUGUGAUCUGCUGACUUUGGGACUGGAAACAGGAGGUUUCCGCAGUCAGUAACUUUACAGGCUGUUUAAAUAAACAGACGUUUACUUUUAAUCUGUCUGAAACUCGACUCAGUCUGACUGAAAUUGCACCAAAUCCAAUUUUCCCACUUUCCUCUUCUAUAUAUGCGCCUCAAUCAGACUGAAAGGACUUCAGCGCUUUGGUUUAUUCAUGAACCUCGAUAUAAACGUCGGUGUAUGUGGAAUAAACCACCCGAGCGUGUCAUUUUAAAUCCGUCUCUUGUCCUCGCUCGAUUGCGUGCAUGUUUUACCUUUUUAAAAGCACGAAUCAGAAACUUCUCCGGAUUGGUGAAGGAGUUUUUCAGCUUCCUCUACAUCCAUGUUUGAGGCACGAAUUUCUGAGUAGCAGCUGCUUACACGUUAUUUGUCGUGUGAUUCCUGAGGCACACGGGGAUGAAAUUAGCCUCACACAGCUGGAAGCCGGUGUAGACUUAGAGUGUUUACUGUUGGACAGAAAUAGCUUCAGCCGCCGGUCCUGCUGCUAGCUUCGACUCGAGGGAUUGCUGCUGCUGCUGAUUGUACACUUUGUGCUGCUGCUACUGUAUCCUGAAAUCCAGGAGCAGCUCAAAGUUUUCCUGCUGGAAUAAAAGAGUCGGGGGGUCGAUGGAAACACUGACAGAAAAUACUUUUGCAUCAUCUUUGGCUCUGAUGGCGUAAGACUCGCCAAGUUUGCGAGCGCUGUGUUUUAAAAUAGCUCCGUGCUGCAGGAAGUUCAUUCCAGCGAAGAGCGAGAAUCCCGCCUCCUCGAACCUUCAUCCCAGACUUCAAUCUGUCAUCUCGGCGACUUCAAAAUCUCAAAUCUGUAAGCCACCGUCUCCCAGCAUGCUCUGCUCCUUCCUGCAUCUUUAGAGCGGCAGAGCAGGAGGGUUUUUUUUUAUUAUUUGUGUCUGUGUGUGUGUGUGUGAUUGGGCCAAAUUUUCUGCUCCAGUUUUCCGGCCUGUCCGCUCAGCUCCCUGCUGCACUUUGGAGAAACAGACUCGACUUAGAUCAGCCAGCUGGACGGCAGCAGGAGGAAGCGUUCAGGCCUGUGUGAAGAAUUCUAGCGUGGCACGCAGGGCUGAUACCCCGCCCCACCGCUCUACUGUAUCUCUGCAUGUUUCACUGGAUGCAGGAUCUUAAUUUUGUAGCUUUAAAACAGUUUUUCGGAUUUUAAAGUGAGAUUUUAUCUGUUUAUUUUUGGCUCUAAAGGGAAGAGAUAAACCUUUAAACCUCUGCAAAAUAUGUUCGAUGAGUGCAUAAGAUGGUAUUUUUGCAGCCUGUGCAACCAAAGAGAUGAAGUAAGGGGGGAACAGAGACUCAAAAAUGGUUAAAAGUGAAGAAACUAACACUUAAAAACCAAAAAAUUGGCCAAAUACUCAAACUAUAAUUGAUGCAUUCUUGAGAGUCCGAGCAGAUACAAAAUAUUUCUCCAAACUACUCAAGCUUUUUCAGUUUCUAACAAUGUGGCCAGAAGAAAUCACUAAUAUCUGUAUAUUUAUAAGAAACAUUUUCAGUGGAAUAAACAGGACAGACUAGAUCUUAAAUUAGGGUGACCAUACGUCGUCUUUUACCCGGACAUGUCCUCUUUUUCGGGGCUGUCCGGCCUCAUCCAGGGAGUUUAUAAAAUCCUUCAAAUGUCCGGGGUUUGAGUUUGUGUCGUGUGGAUUUACUGAGUGAGUAAGCGUAAAAAACAUUCGAUCCAACCCGAAAAACUCAAACAAUUGAAUACGCGCGACUCCAUGACUCCGCCCCGUGUAGUCGUUUCCUCUCUUUGGAGAUUCAGAAUAUGGUCACCCUAAUUAAUUUAGACAGGGACAGAGCAGAUGAAUGAAUGUAAGUGUAUUAACACAAAUGUAAAUAUACCAGAGUUAGAAAAGUUGCUAAUAAACAUCUGUAGUUCCUUGGUGGACGAUACAGACGUAUAAGGAAAAAUCAAUACAUCAGUAUAUAUGAUGUGUAAAUACUCAAUAACAGACUGGAUGUAAAUGUAAAUGAAGUCAAACAAAUAAACCAAAUUAUCACAAGUGCAUAAAACAGUUGUAGAAUACAAAGCAGACUGGUGCAGUGGAUACAUAUGUAUAUUAUGCAUAAAUAGCACAAAACAGGAUGAUGUAAUUAUAGAGUGCAUUGCGAGGCAUAUAUGUGUAUUUGUAUGCAUCAGAUCUGCCGCGCAGUGAGUGCAGGUUUGAUUUGUUUAAUAACCACAAAAUACUAAUUAAGAAACCUCCAGUGAAGCUAUACUCUCCACCGCCUCCACAUGACACUCGUUCACAAACUUUACCGAACUGGCAAAGUCGGUAAAUCUGGUGCGAUUUUACGGCAACCAGCGUCAUGAACCAGUUAGCUGCAGGACUCAUUUUACACAGUAUCGCUAUUAUGAAUAUAUAUCGCGACAAGCUGUGGGAGUUAGGGCUGGGCGAUACGGCCUCAAAUCAAUAUCAUGAUAUAUUGAUCAGUUCACCUCGAUAACGAUAAAUAGACGAAAACUACUCCACAAGCUGCUCACCCCCUCCAACAUGAACUUCGUCUACUUCAGCCGCUACAACUUUUGAACCGGGUGGAGUCACGUCUCUGACGUAGGACAGCGUCUUAAAGGGACAUGAGACCAUAGCCUACCUACACACAUCCAAAACCAACUUUGAUUCAUUUAAUUUUUUGACACUGAAUAUACCGAUAUGGGCAAAAUAAUGUUGGUCAUUGUCGUAAAUUUCGGUAUCGAUAAAUUUUCGGUUUAUCGCCCAGCCCUAGCGGGAGUUACGUUAUUCAUAAGCUAAAAUACCGUCAAAGAAAAGUGAUAACUAAAGUUUGAAAAUAGAGUAUGAGGUGCUGCUGACCUGUCCCAUAAACAGACAGCUGGUGCGGGUUCGAGUCCAGCCUGUGGAGCUGUCAUUCCCAGCUCUCUUAUUAUUUCCUCCUCUAUUGAAACAGAAAGGAAAAGAAACCUUGAGGAUUAACGUGGCGUAAACGAGUUUUAUCAUGACGUGGAUGUACGGAGGAAUAACGUCAGAGUGUGACGAGUCAUUUCAGACGAGACGGAGAUAACAGGUUUUCACAGUUUUGUUAAAAAAGUGAAUAUAAACUAAUCUGGAGUAUGAACAGGCUCACUAAGCGUCCAUGUUUGAGAGGAGCUGUGGAGCGCUGAUGCUGAUCUGACAGCUGCCGGGUCGCAGAGGUCGGCUGAAGCACUCGGGCAGAAACUCGGAGCGUCAGAAGCCGAAGUAUCUCGCAGCGUCGAGGCUGCGGAUCGUUUUAGAAACGCUCCGAUAAGACAGAGCGGUUUGGAAAUGGAGGUCAGUGUGACACGGGGGAUUAAACUGUUGUUUUUAGCUGCAGGCUGGAUCUGAAUAAAAGGAUCUCUGACUGAGUCUCAUGAAAAGCAAAUUUCACUAAAAAUUUUACUCCCAGGAAAAAUGAAAACGCAGGAGUUUGUGAAGCGGUUCAGGGUGAGAGAAAGCAGGAUGGAGGAGGAGGAGCACGUCUUUACUAUCUCCUUACUGGAUUAUCGCUGAGCUGGCGAGUUUUCAGUCUGUAAUGUCAAAGAAAGAUUUUUAUUUUCCUGUUUUAUUUUGUAGGAGUUGAUUCCUUUUGUUUCUGGUCUGGUUUUACUUCCUUAGUUUUCCCUCCUUCGUGAGUUUCACCUGUGUCUCGUCUCCCUGUGUGUCUCUGUCUUCCCCUCCGUCCUUGUUGGUUCAUUAUAUGUCGAUGUGUAUCCUUGUUUCGACUGUCUCCACUGUGAUUUUUGUGGAUUCUUCUCUUUUGUUGCUUUUUUUCUUUGAGUUCUUUGAAUUAAACCAUUUCUCGUUCUGCAUUUGGGUUUUUCCUUCGUUUAACUCUGCACGUCGUGACAUCCACAGGAGUUUUCUUUUUGUUGUUGUUGUUUCCAUACACUGAAUUAUCAUGAGUGGACUCAAAACAGAACAAAGCAUCUAUUAGGAUGUAUCCCCUCCCUACUUUGUCAUUUCUUUACCCGUGUUAUAUCACUGAAUGUUACUUCCUCCCAGCUCCCUGACACAGCUGCUGCUCUAAGGUUGUGUGUUUUUCUUUGUCCUAAUUAGUGGGUGACUUUGUGACUCAGUUGUGUUUUUCCCCUUCGGUCAGAAAAAAACAAAACAAACAAACUCUGUUGACCUCGAUGAUAAAUAAUCAAUGUUUUUCAUGCAUGAGUUGGUGCUUAGGCCUGUUAUGUAACAGUGAGCAAAUACUAAAGGGUGGAUAUUAACUUUAACUUAUGCUCUAUUUGAUGUAGGUCAAUGCUGACUGUUCAUUUAAAAGAAAGGAAGGAUGGUGGGUGGUGUUGCAGGACAAGGAAAAGCCUGUCUGGGUCAGAACCGACACAGAAAAGAGAGAAACAGGAGAAGUGAGGUAGUACGGGGGUUAUCAGUGUGUGCAGGCAGUACGCUCUACCUGCCCUUAAAGGGAUAUUCCAGCAUAAAACCGCUUGCCAACCGCUUACUUCUCAACCAAAACGCCACAAAUAAUGCUCAGAACAGCACCUAACUUCAUCAACAGAACAUAUAGGGUCACAGACAUAGUACUAGCCACCAAACAUCUUUUUAACUUUGCCUUAUUUCUUUAGCAAAGAGACUAAACACAACUCACCUACUCUCUUCCAGCAGCCAUUACGGACUACAGCGGGGUGCCGCAGCUCAAGAAAGAACAUUUAUGAUCAUUUCUCUAUCAUUUCCUUGAAGUAUUAAUCAUUAUAUUAAUCAUUUUUCACUGCAGAUGCGGUAGUUCUUCUGUCUUCUUCUGUCUGAUUGUAUUUCCGUAAAGAAAUGAUCAUAAAUGUUCUUCCUUGAGCUGUGACACUCCGCUGUAGUCGAUACACUCACCUGAAGGUCUCCAUACAAACAAGCGGCUGCUGGAAGAGAGUAGGUGAGUUGUAUUAGGAAGGUAAAACUAGUGUAAGGAGAUAUCUGAGCUAGCAUCAUCUCCUGAGCAAGUACACUCUACCUUCCUUUUCUUAUAAAGGGAGGGAAGAUGGUAAAAAGAGGAAGUGAUAACAGUCUCCAAAGAGAAGUGAGUAAGAGGAUAGGAAAGGCAGAGCUUGGACCUUCGGACUGUUUUGGCUGGAGUUUACCCCUUCUGACAAAGGCUGUACGCUCUACCUCCCCCUAUUUCUCUUUUUAAAUGAGGGGCGGGCAAACAACAGAUGAAACACAGCAGAGUCUUUAGAGAGAUGUCAGAGAGAGGAUGGCGAAGGUAGAGCCAGGAUGUAGCGCCAAGUGUGUUCAAGCAAUAUGGGGAGCUGAGCAGUGACAGCUUUAACCUUUACGUGUGAUACUAGAGUCGAGGAACACAGCACCUGCCAGGCCAGGAUCAGCUCUACCGCAAGGUCGGGGGUUCACUGAGACCCCAGGCCCUCCUGGAGACCUCCAUCUGCCUGAGCAGAGGGUCAGGAGAAAGACAAGCAGAGAGGGAUUAAAAUCUGACCGGCAGAGAACAGGCCCAGAGACCGAAUCCUUGAAAAUGUCGAUAGAUUCUCAGGAGUCGUACAUGAGAAACAGGAAAUGAUCCCAAGAGUGGGCGCAAGAUUCAGACAUGCCAGAGAAAAUGUAGAAAGACUCAGCGAGAAGAAGGAGAAGGUUUAAAACAAGAACUCAGGACUGAGAAACACCUCAGAUGAACCAGACGAGAGCAAAGUCAUGAAGAGAAAGACGAGCUGCAGAGGAGAUAGAGGGUCUACUGCAACGCAGAGAUGAGAAAGUGGGAGGCGGGUGGUGUAGACGGGGAAAAGAGAGCAGUAGAGGAGCAGUGGCGUCGGUGUGUGGGCGUGAUGGAUCGCUCGCCAGAGAGAGAAAAGAGAAUCUGAGGAGAAUUUAACCACCCGCUCCUUCAGGGAUUCUCGAUCAUCUUCAACAUCUUCGCCACCGCUCAACUCGCAAGACACCAAUUUGUUCCUCUAUUAAUAACGUCGAACGAAUGCUCCACGUGAUCAGUCAUGUGUUGUGUUUAUUCAGCAGCUGGUGGGGGGUGAGGGAUUGGGGGGGGAGUGGGUGGGUGGGUGAGGAAGGCAAAUGCUGAACACGGUGGAAAAAAACUGGAGGAGAAAAGAGCAGGUGGUGUUAAUCUUGUGUGUGUGUGCAGCGGGGAAAAUAAAUGGACCUUACAAAGAUGCUCUGAGGUUUCACUGAGCUCUGUGGAGAUUGCGUUUUAAACUGGUGGAGUGCACUUUCUGGAGAAAACAUAGAGGAGCAAAUCAGUAAAUUGCACCGAGUCUUUAACCCCGAAUUGCAAAAACAGGCUCUCUGUCAGUGUCUCUCUAAACAAAUCUUGUCACGCUUUCUUGCCCCAGCGGCGCGUCGUUUCAUUUGUCAGCCAUGAAAGCGGCUGUGGAAGCAGCAGAGGAACCUUUGGGGGGUGAUUUACAUGAUCAAAUAUGUCCACCCAAAGUGUUUCAGUAAAUGGCGAACCAAGAUGAACAGUUUCCGGGCUCGUUCUUGAUGGAUGUUCAAGGUACGCCUCGUCUGCAGUGGGGUGUGAUGAGUCUCGGAGGCGUCUGAUGUAGUAACGGAUGAGCAACGAGGCAGAACGCCAUAACUGUGAGCCCAGAUAUACUUGCGUUUAAACCCUUUAUUCUUGGCUGAAUUGCAAAUGUAAAGUUCUGUAUUUUGGGUGCACUACAGGAGGAUACCACUAGAGGGCACAUGAGAGGGCUGAGGUUGGAUGCAACUUCAAGAUUAGCUAAAGACAACGUAAAGAGAUGGCGUAAACUGGUGUUAGUGAUGCAAACGCCAACCAGAUUUCAUAGCAACGUCAGAUGGCUUAUGAUGAGAGGACAGAAUUAAACCAAGAUCCCUCAUCCCCAUCCGUCCCCGUGUGACCUGACGGUACAUCCACGCCACUGCCCCAGUUAGAUACCCGUGCCUCCUGUUUUUGACUGUACUGUUUAUUGAUGUUUGUAAAAUCAUGCUUUAGUCCAAAUCCAGAACUUCAUUCUCCACUGAGACACUGAGUUUGACCAAAUACUUAAAGGGAUAUUCCUUUAUUCCAACAUUGACUGCUCCGGGGUACCGCAGCUCAAGGAAGAACAUUUAUGAUCAUUUCUUCAUGGAAAUACAAUCAGACUGAGACGCUAAGGCAGAAGAACUACCACGUCUGCAGUGAAAACAUAUAAAUAUGAAUAUUAUUACUUCAAGGAAAUGAUAAAGAAAUUAUCAUAAAUGUUCUUCCUUGAGCUGCGUCACCCCGCUGUAGUCCGUAAUGGACUGGCCUGAGGUCUUGCUACAAACAAGCGGCUGCUGGAAGAGAGUAGGUGAGUUGUGUUUAGUCUCUUUGUUAAAGAAAUGAGUCAAAGUUAAAAAGAUGUUUGUUGUCUAGUACUAUGUCUGUGACCCUAUAUGUCCUGUUGAUGAAGUUAGGUGCUGUUCUGAGCAUUAUUUGUGGCGAUUUGGUUGAGCGUGUGGCUCUCUGUAUUACUAUCCUGCAGUCAUUACUAAAGUUGGUAUGACUAGAGAAGCAAGCGGUCCGCAAUAUUCAUCUGUGUCGUAUCUGUAUCUGUGUAGACGGGGGUGUCUAACUCUGUGUUACGGUGUGUUUGACUGUAACUUAAAUUUAUGUCCCUUUAAGUGCGAGUCCGUUGCUGGUUGAAAUAGCGGCCAGCACCCCUAUAUAUAUAUUGAAUAUAUCCCUUCAUUUCGUCGUUGCUCCAAAGGUUUAGGUCGCUGCCUGUUUCAGAGCUGUUGGCUUCAGUUAUCUGCCUGAGUAAACCCAGACUGAUUUAAACACCAAAACAUAAAAACAAAGAGCCCAGGUGUGAAGGUACCCCUGUGGGACACAUUCGGUCGGUGCGUCAGCUAAUCGUCCGCAUAAAAAGUAAUAAUGGAAGUUUACAGCAGGCCGAUCAGACGUCCUUUUGUGCCUCCCUGGCUGCGGUUUGCAGGUUAAAUUAAGUCCUUUGUGCUGCACAGAGCAUUUUCUCCAGGUUGUCUGGGCCCUGCCCCAGCUCUUCAAACACUACGACCACACGCCCAGCAGCGAGAAAGCGUGCCUGUGGUUGAAACCCGGCCAUUGUCUGCACAGAUGAUUGUGAGUCAUUGUGCUGGCAGGACAAGCCGGGAGUCAAAUGAUGUGAUGUAGCGGAGAGAGACCUCCAUUGUGGCCCGUGGAACGCCGCGGCAGGAACGGCCGCCCUGGCAGAUACCGACUGCUGGACGUUUCGGGGAAUUUUGCAUGAAUAGUGGAGUAAUUCAGUCCGAGGCGACGGGGUGAUUAGCAUUUUGAGAGGAUUCACCGCCGGCUCGGCCCCAUUCACAGGGCGGGUCUGUGAGUCGCCUGCAGAGAGUGUUGGUGCUCGGGUUAAUUUGGGAGGAAAGGUCAUGUCUGCUUACAGACGACUGAACGGACACGAUUAUAGUGUCAAUCAUGAGCAUUAAGAAGAAUUUAACUGUCCUUUUACCGGUUUUAUAAGAUGUAAGAUUCAUCUAAAAACCAGAAAAAGAGAAACUCAAGGCUGCAGCUUGAUUUUGUUGUGUUUCUCUGUGUGUGUGUGUGGUACCCAGCGCACUCUUUCAGUCAGAGGUUGAGCAGCUUCCUUGAAAAGACGUCGCGGUUAGAAAACAGGUGUUUCAUUUUCACUUUAUUUUCUCCCUGAAAGCAGCCGCCUGAAUAUUCCGAGUCAGGGUUUUAAAGAACACGCUGCACAUUUCUCUCCGGACUUCUCUAAUGAGCUGCAAACUCUGCCAAGUUGUUUUUGGCUCUUUUAAGCACCAACACACACACAGACUUCACGUUUUCAAACAACAAAUUGUUCCCUUUCCGAGGCUGAUUUGUUGAGGGAUUGAAGUCCUCUCCCCCAUCGAGGAGACAGAUGGUGAAGUCUGUGAAAAAAGAUGCUUCAGCUGAGGGAGGGAGCCAGGAGGUGUGUGUGUGUGUGUGUGUGUGUGUGUGUGUGUGUGUGUGUAUAGCCUCCCUUCACACUGGGUUAUCUACCUGCUUUUUGACUCUUUAUUGUCGUAGUAUGAAUACCUGUGCGUUUGGUAUGUGGAGAUUAAUCGAUACGGAUCGUGGUCGCGACGGUUGCAUCGUUUUUUCCAUGUUGUUCUAAAUUCUAUCAAAAUAGUAAUAAUAAAUAAUAAUAAAUUUUAUUUAAAGGCGCCUUUCUGACACUCAAGGUCACCGUACAAAUCACAUAAAAAACAGCAUAAAACAUUUCAAACACAUUUAAGAGCAAUAUCAAAUAAAAAAAUAAAUGAAUAGAUCAGUAAGGAAAAAGAAAGAGAGAGAGAAAUGGACAUUAUGGUGGAUCGGCAGUUCUGAACAGACGUGUUUUGAGUCUUGAUUUGAAAAAGGGUGAGAAGGUCAGUGUUCCUGAGAUCGGAUGGUAAUGAGUUCCAGAGCCACACCCCAUGGUGUUGAGGCGGGCGGAGGGGGACAGACAGGUGUACGGAGGAGGAAGACGAUCUGAGGGAGUUGUAACGUGGAUGAGAUCAGACAGAUGGUUGUGGAUGGCCUUAAAUGUAAGGAGGAGAACUCUGAACUGGACUGAGAGCCAGUGGAGCUGUUGGAGGACUGGAGGGUUACGAUGCGGGCAGCUGAAUUCUGGACCGGUUGGAGUUCAUGGAGGGUUAAUCCAGGCGGGAAGUGACGAGACUGUGAACAAGGAUGGCGGCAUUGUGGGGGGUGAGGGAAGGGCGGAGGCGAUUGAUGUUGCGUAGGUGUUUCCGAGGCGUCUUGAACGCACCAUCACCGUUUCGCGAUUUAUUUUGAAGAUGGAUGGAAGCCGCGCGUGUGCAUACUCUUCAGCAACACAAAAGUUCAAAUCCAACGUUUGGAAGAACUCUGGAUUUUACAAGAGAGAUGGUAAACUUGACAAGACGCACGUUAUUUGUAAAGAACGCCGAGCUUCUAAACCUCACAACGACAGCACGACAAAUAUGGCCGCUCACUUGAAAAAACACGGUAUCAAUGUCACGAAAAUCGUUGCUACUGGAGUGCAGGAGGCGAACAGCGAUACGGUUGAGAACGGGAAAAUCACAAAACACUCAAAAAAACAAAAUCGAAUUUUGAAAAAUUUAUUAAUUUCUUUACUAUUUAAAAGUCAAACCAGCUCAAUGUAAAAAUUUGAAUUCACAAAAUAUAAACACAAGUUAUAAAUAUACAAAAGUAUAAGUGAGAUAAAUUUAAUGUAUUGGGAUGAGGGAUGAAUCGUAUCGUAUCGGCAGGAAUUCAAUGUAUCGCAAUUAAUAUCGUAUCGUUGGCAGUGAAUCCAGACGGGUAUCUAAUCGCUGCAGUGAUGGAGAUUCACAUCCCUACUGUGCCUGGAUAAUACCUCACAUUUCCUCCCUCAUUCCCUGCAUGUUUUUCUUUAUACCACAGCCUUUUCUGCAGAGGUCUGAUAUUGUCAGUUUCCCCUCUUAUCUCGACGCUCUAAUGAACAUGCAAAUAGUAUUCAAAUGUGUUACUACCAUCUCUGUGAGGUGUGGAUUUAAUUAGCGUCAGCGGCCCCCUGAGAACGUUGAAAAAUGAUUUGAAAAGAGUUUUUUCUCACUAACACUUUCUUUCGUUUCCUCUUGCUGUCGGCGCCUCAGCUGUGAGGCACUUUUCUCGCAUUCUUAAUCAGGAGUUGUUGAUCUGAGAGGUGAGAGUGGAGACGUGCUCAGAGUCUCAGUCCUCCUCAGGAUGGAGGAUUCAGCUUUCACGAUCUGCAGCUCUGCCGUGGAGGUUUUAGCAUCUUUGCCAAGAUGGAAACACAGUGUAGAGUUUAAUCUCUGUUUCUUUGGUCUAUUGAUAAAAAUCUUCUCUAUGUGAAGUUAUUUGAGCUUCUUCUUUUUUGCUCGUACAGACGAAUCAUGAAAAACUUAAUCUUUCACCAAAGCCUGUAGAUUUGAUUCUUAUAAACGAGACUGAAGUUUAUCCUGAUACGUAGAGCAUCACUUCAUCACCUGCAGGUACACUUGAUUUCAGUCUGAACCACUAAAACUUAAACUCUGAGAGCUCCUGCCUUUUAAUGUGCAGAUGUAAAGUAGAAAGCUGGAGGCAGGAAGAACACAACUCCCCUCUGUUUUUAUGAGCAUUGAUGAAAAGCCAGAGCAGGGAGAGCAGCAGCAAAGACUUCUAGACUAUAGACGGGUUUCUGGCUGCAGAAAGUAGGAUAUUUCUUAUUUGUUUACUAGCGGAGAAAGAAAAACGACAUGGAGCUGUUGUUCUGUAAACUGCGAGAAUCGGCAAAACAAACAAUCGGCAAACAUUACGACCCUGAUCCUGAUAUUAGAAAAAUCUAAAACAACGUCACGACCUAAAGUGAAAUUCAUGGAUAUUUCAGCAAAAGUUUUUCUGAUUUUGAUGCAAUGAAAGAAAAAGUGAUUUUUCAAUGAAAAGACAUUUUAUUGCAGUUGAACCUGCAAACAAUACGGCAUCUUCACUGAUAUCAGUUCACUCUGAAGCAGACUUUUGCCUUGUUGCGUGCGCAUCUAGAAAGAAAACCUGUCUAUAGAGCAGGAACAGCAGCAGGAAAGACUUAAGAGUAUAGAUCAGAGGAGUCAGAUUUCCAGCAAAGACCCCUAGAAAACAGGACAGAAUGGGGAGUUUUGACUUCCUGGCCUGCCUGAACUAACUCUGACCUCCAUUGUAGCCUCCAAAACCUCCAAAAAGCCUCCAAAGACUUCUUCUUUUUAUUUUUUGGUUCACUUUGAUAAAGUUUUCUUUUCUUUUACUGCGCUCCUGAAAUCGUUCGCUCUCUGCUCGGGAAGUAAAACUAUUUUUCUCGUUUCUUUCAGAGGCCAGAGAUUCAAGAUGGGAGGCAAGCUCAGCAAAAAGAAGAAGGGAUACAAUGUAAAUGAUGAAAAGGCCAAAGACAAGGAUGCCAAAGCAGAGGGAGCCUCUGCUGAGGAGAGCGAAGCUCCAAAGGACAACAAGGACGAGGCCCCGGCUGCCGACGGGAAGGAGGUAGCAAACGACACGGCGGCCAAGGAGGCGCCGGCGGCAGAUGCUGCAGCGCCUAAAGAAGAGGAGAAGAACGCAGCGAAGGAGCCUGAGAAACCUGCCGCCAACGCUGAGCCGAAAACAGAGGCGCCGAAGAGCGCAGAGCCCGCUAAGGCCGAGGAGAAACCAGCUGCCCCCGCCCCUGCGAAGGAAUCGGCUCCUGCAGCUAAGGAGCCCGAAGCUAAGGCCGCCCCUGCGGCCGACAGUAAAGGUGAGGCCGACGCCAAAAAGACUGAGGCCCCCGCGGCACCAGCAGCCAAAGCCGAGGCAGCCCCCGCUGCCUCCCCUGACCCCAAGCCCACAGAGGCGGCUCCGGCAAAGGACGCCGCCGCUAGUUCAACACCAGCCGCCGAGCCUCCCGCCAAGGAGGCGAACGCCACAGAGGCACCAAGCAAGGAUCAAACCGUAGCAGUUCAAGAUUAA